UGGGGAUACAGGGCUCUAAGCAGUAUCUCAUGUUUGUUCUUCUAGAAACCUUAAAAGAUUUAUCAAAUAUUUUAAGCUUAAGAAGUUAAAUGGCCAUUAGGUAGGGGACAGGGGACAGUGAGUGGUGGCAUUCACUAGCCCAGGGAGUGGCAGACUUUUUCUGUAAAGACUCAGAUAGUAGAUACUUUAGAUUUUGCAGGCCAUGUGGUCUCUGUUGCAACGACUCAAUUCUGCAUUGUAGUGGCAAGCAAGCAGCCACAGGCAUGCAUAAACGUGUGAGUAUGGCUGUGUUUCAAUAAAACUUUAUUUACAAAAUAAAUGUGGGCUGGAUUUCGCCCGAGGACUGCAGUUCGCCCCCUCCUGUGCCAGACAGUGAAUGUUUUUCUUGCUUGGGAGAGAAAAAGGAGUUAGAAACAAUAGAUUUGGUUUUUUAAAAAUGUAGUUUAGUUCUUAACAUUUGGAGAAAGAAAUGUGUAAAGGAAAAGAAAAGCAAAACAUUCAUCUUGUUCCACAAUGCAUGUCACUGCGAGUUUAUCGGGGCUUGUUCUUUCUAGUGGUCUUCAAGAAUCUGUUGUGUCUAGUAAAGGUUUCCUUAACCAUUUCUGUUACUGGGGAUAAAGAUGAUUUCCAGACCGAGUGCGGUGGCUCAUGCCUGUUAUCCCAACAUUUUGGGAGGCUAAGGCAGGUGGAUCACCUGAGGUCAGGAGUUCAAGACCAGCCUGACUGACAUGGAUAAACCUUGUCUUUACUAAAAAUACAAAAUUAGCUGGGCAUGGUGGUGUGUGCCUGUAGUCCCAGCUACUUGGGAGGCUGAGGCAGGAGAAUCACUUGAACCCGGUAGGCAGAGAUUUCGGUGAGCUGAGAUCGCAUCACCACACUCCAGCCUGGGUGACAAAAGUGAAACUCCGUCUCAAAAAAAACCCAAAAAAACAAAAAAGAUGAUUUAUAGUUUUCACAAAGAGAGUGAUGAACAUUUUGGAGUGGAAGCUUUAUCCAGCAGUUGUUUCUUUAGGCUUGCUUUCCAGAAGUGAAAUUUCUGGGUCAGAGGCUCUUGGUGCAGAGUGCCAAAUGGUGUUCCGGAAAUGUUUUACCAAUGGCCUCUCCUCCUAGCUUUGGACGAGAGGGAGCACCUUGGCCAGCCUUUGAGUGUUAUUUGAAAAAUCUUUCAUAUUGACUGUGGGAGGGAGGAGCUGACGUGUUGUCAUUGUUUCUAUUUGCAUUUCUUUGACUGCUAUCGGGGUUAAACCUUUUAAACAUUUAUUUAUCAUUUGGGUUUUCUCUUCCUGUUCAUAUCCUUUGUGCGUUUAUCUUUUAGUACCUCAGCAGCUUCUGCAAAAUUAAUCUCUAUGUGGUUUCAUCAAUGACUGCUGCUAACCCUUUGCCAAUUGAAUUUUGUUGUUGUUGCUCCGUGGUUAAAAUAGCCUGGGAUGUGUUUUGCUGGAGAAGCUUAACAUGUUUAUGGAGUUCAGAGCUGGAUUUCUGUGUGCCACUUCUGUACUUUGCACUUAGAAAGUCUUUUUCCACCCGUGAAAGAAUUUUUUCUCUACAUUUUACAUUUUAAUUACUUUUUCUUUUGGAGACGGAGUUUUACUCUUGUCAUUCAGGCUGGAGUGCAGUGGCUCGAUCCCGGCUCCCUGUAACCUCCGCUUCCCGGAUUCAAGCAGUUCUCCUGUCUCAGCCUCCAAGUAGCUGGGAUUACAGGUGCACACCACCACGCCCAGCUAAUUUUUGUAUUUUUAGUAGAGACAGGGUUUCACCAUGUUGGUCAGGCUGGUCUUGAACUCAUUACCUCAGAUGAUCCACCUGCCUUGGCUCCGAAAGCGCUGGGAUUACAGGUGUGAGCUACCUCACUCAGCCAACAGCCAGCUAAGUUUUGUAUAUGUCGUAGAGACAGGAUUUGGCCAUGUUGGCCAGGCUGGUCUUGAACUUCUGAGCUCAAGUAAUCCUUCCACCUUGGCCUCCCAAAGUGCUGCGAUUUCACGUGUCGGCCACCGUGCCUGGUUGUGCCUGAUGUUUCCAGUGAAUUCAACAUCUUUUUGCUGUUAGGAACCAGGCUUCUUGUGUCUGGGAGGUUGAGGCUGCACUGAGCUGUUUGUGCCACUGGGCUCCAGCCUGGGCGACAAAGCGAGACACUAUCUCAAAAACAAAAGAAAAAGAAAACAAAACUGAACAUAAAACAAAAAAGGGCUUGUUUUUCCAGUACUGGGGGUUUUGUCACCCAGGGAAGGUUCAACUAACACUUCCUGGGGUCCCGGUUCCUGGCAUUUGGUAUAUAUUUCAGCCACCAUUAGUAGUAGUAUCCCCAGGGGGCCUGCCAUGUCCUGAUAAUAAUUUCAAGAAAUGAUUGUGUUCAUUUUAUUUAUUUAUGAGACGGAUUCUCACUCUGUCGCCAGGCUGGAGUGUAAUGGUGCAAUCUUGGCUCCCUGCAACCUCCGCCUCCCAGGUUCAAGCGAUUCUCCUGCCUCAGCCUCCCCAGUAGCUGGGAUUACAAGCAUUACAUCACAGCCAGCUAAUUUUUGUAUUUUUAGUAGAGACAGGGUUUCACCACGUGGGUCAGGCUGGUCUCAAACUCCUGACCUCAGGUGAUCCAACCACCUCAGCCUCUGAAAGUGCUGAGAUUAUAGGUGUGAGCCAUCAUGCCCGGUCAAGAAAUGCUUGUUUUUUGAACUGUUGCCCCUGUCUUUGGAGAGCUUCAGCUUUCUUUCCCCUCUUCAGUUUCUUUUAUUGUAAAAUACACAUAGCAUAAUAUUUGCCAUCUUAACUUUUUUUUUUUUUGAGAUGGAAUCUUGCUCUGUCACCUGGGUUGGAAGGCAGUGGUGCAAUCUCGGCUCACUGCAACCUCCGCCUCCUGGAUUCAAGUGAUUCUCCUGCCUCAGUCUCCCCUGUGGCUGGGACUACAGGUGCUAGCCACCAUGCCUGGCUAAUUUUUGUACUUUUAGGAGAGAGGGGGCUUUGCCAUGUUGGCCAGGCUGAUCUCAAGCUCCUGGCCUCAAGCGAUACACCCACCUUGGCCUCACAAAGUGCUGGGAUUCCAGGUGUGAGCCACUGUGCCCAGCCUCAUCUCAACCAUUUUAAGUGCACAGUUCAGUGGCCUUAAGCAUGAUCAUGUAGCCAUGGCCACCACCAUCUCCCAAAUGUUCUCAUCCUCCCAAACCGAAACUCUGUCCCCAUGAAACACUCACUCCCUAUCUCCCUCUCCCAGCCCCUGGCACCCACCAUCCCACUUCCUGACUCUAUGAAUGUGAUGACUCUGGGGACCUCCUGUGAGUGGAAUCAGACAGGAUUUGUCCUUUUGUGCCUGGCUUAUUUCACUGAGCCUGAUGUCCUCAAGGUUCAUCCUCGUGGAAGCCUGUGUCAGACACUCUUUCCUUUUUCAGGCUGAGUCAUAUUCCAUUGUAUGGAGGGAGCACAUUCUGCGUGUUCAUUCAUCCAUCCACCGGCAUUGGGCUGCUUCCACAUUUCCGCUACCGUGAAUCACAGUGCUGUGAAUACCCGUUUACAUUUGUAGCUUUUCAAUGCCUGCAUUCACCUUGUUGCUGAGGCUUUCGGAGGCUUAUUUAUUUAUUUAUUUAUUUCUUGAGACGGAGUUUUGCUCUUGUCACCCAGGCUGGAGUGAAAUGACACAAUCUGAGCUCACUGCAACCUCCGCCUCCUCGGUUCAAGCAAUUCUCCUGCUUCAGCCUUCCAAGUAGCUGGGAUUACAGGUGCCUGCCACCACACCCAGCUAUUGUGUUUCUUAAUUUUUAGUAAAGACGGGUUUUCACCAUGUUGGCCAGGCUGGUUUUGAACUCCUGACCUCAGGUGAUCCACCUGCCUCGGCCUCCCAAAGUGCUGGGAUUACAGGUGGGAGCCACCGUGCCUGGCCCUACACUUGCAGCCAUUCAACGCCUGCAUUAACUUUGUUGCUGAGACUUUUGGAGGCUUAUUUAUUUAUUUAUUGAGAUGGAGUUUAGCUCUUGUCGCCCAGGCUGGAGUGCAGUGGUGCGAUCUCAGCUCACUGCAAACUUUGCGUCCUGGGUUCAAGCCAUUCUCCUGCCUCAGCCUCCUGAGUAGCUGUGAUUACAGACAUCUGCCACCACGCCUGGCUAAUUUUUGUGUUUUUAAUAGAGAUGGGAUUUUACCAUGUCGACCAGGCUGAUCUUAAACUCCUGCCCUUAGAUGAUCUAUCUGCCUUGGCCUCCCAAAGUGCUGGGAUUACAGGCAUGAGCCACUGCACCCGGACAUUAUUUAAUGUCUGAUGGGAUUUUUGAAUGCAGAAUAGAUUGAACCUCCAGAGGAUACUCCUCUGUCUUAGGGGCAGACAUAGGCUGGAGAAAGCUAUCCAUCAACCCCUCUUUUUCCCCAGAAUCUUCUCGGACACUUCUGUGAACAUCUGUGGUCGUCAGUUUUUUCUUCCACACUUGGCAGCUUCUGGAAGCAUCAGGGGAAUGGGUAACAUCUAGGAUGAAGGUACUUGUUUGUCCUUUGGACCUAGUUUAAGCAAUUCUGUGAAAAGUCCACGCCUUCUUCUACCUGUCCCUUAAGCAAUGAUGUUUUCUGCAGAAAGACCAAAGGAAGGCUUUCAGUGGUUAGGGGGCCGGGUGCGGUGGCUCAGUCCCGUAAUCCCAGCACUUUGGGAGGCUGAGGUGGGCGGAUCACGUGAGGUCAGGAGUUCAAGACAAGCCUGGCCCACAUAGUGAAACACUGUCUCUACUAAAAAUACAAACAUUUAGCCAGGCAUGGUGGUUGGUGCCUGUAAUCCCAGCUACUCAGGAGGCUGAGGCAGGAGAAUUGCUUGAGCCCAGGAGGCAGAGGUUGCAGUGAGUUAAGAUCAUGUCAUUGGACUCCAGCUCGGGCAACAGAGUGAAACUCCGUUUAAAAAAAAAAUAGUUAAGGGAAUUAAAAGAAAAAGCAACAACAAACCACCGUGGCAUGUGCUAAUGAUCCAUAGCCGGACUCACUCUCUCCAUUAUCCUGCUGUGGAUUUGGGGGGAAGUUACCAGAAGAAGCUCUGAAUGGGAAGAGUGGAGACAGGGUCUGUGUACUGACUGCCUACUAGGUCAUGUUCUGGGGAACUCGGGGCAUAGGAAGGGAGCCAGCCUUUGCCUCCUCAGAGUGGCCAGUCUAGUGGCAAAUGCAGAUGUUGACCAUAAAACCAAGUACACUCAGGAGGGGAAGAGUUAGAGGGAGAUGGAUAUUGGUUCAGCCAGCCAGGCAUGGUGGCUCAUGCCUGUAAUCCCAGCACGUUAGGAGGCCAAGGAGGGCAGAUUCCUUGAGCUCAGGAGUUCAAGACCAGCCUGGGCAACCUGGAGAUACAAUGAAAAAAUACAAAAAUGACAAACCAUGAAAAAAAUACAAAAAUUAGUCCAGGCAUGGUGGCAGGUGCCUAUGACCCUAGCUACUUGGAAGGCUGAGGUGGGAGGAUCGCUUGAGCCCGGGGAUGGAGGUUUCAGGGAGCUGAGGUUGUACCACUCCACUGCAGCCUGGGGAUAGAGUGUGGUGGUUUGGGGGUUAAAUGAGAUGGUGCAGGAGGAGGCACUUAACCCAGCCUUAGGUGCUCCGUGAGUGUUCUGAAAGUUUCCAGUAAGUAAGUACCAUGGGCCCACCCUAUCUGGGCAGAUCGGCUUCCAGGUGAGUAUUUUCCAGGGUUCAGCCUCAUUUCUGACUUUGGCCUUGAGGCAGGCAGAAGAACGUGUAUCUUGUGACCCUGCCAAUGAGGGGUGGCUGUCCCAGAUGAAAGACCACCCUGAUUUUCAGGUGCCAACAGCAUGUGAUGCUCUGGAAAUUCUCAGCUCUGGGCAUUUUGAGGGGACCCAAAGCCACAUGGCUUGACUGACUAGCUGCUUUAGCCAAAGCCACUGGCAUUUUCUUUCUGGGAGGUCACCCCAGCUGCUCACUGCUGAUCCGAGGGGUGGGUGAGGCCGGGACAUGCUGGGUGCCAGGGGAAACCAGCCUGAGAUGCCACAUAUGGACGUCGGCACCAUAGCAGGAGGAGGAGGCUGAAAGCAGAAAACCCCUCCUCCCGCGUCUGAGAUUACAGCUUCGAGUCUCUGAAAGUGUGGUAUUCUGCCUACCACGUUAAAUGUCAUGUAUUGAAAUGCAUGAGUCUAAAUGCAUGCUCUUGUAGGGUUUGACUUUUGGCAGAAUUUUUAGCUGCCUAUGGAAAGUCUCUGCUUCUUUUUCUUCUUCCACUUAAAAAGUUUGCCUUGAUAUUUUAUUUUUAUUUUUUUCAUUUAUAUUUAGUUUUUAUUUCUUUUUAAUUGAGAUGGGAGUCUUGCUAUGUUGCCCAGGCCGAUCUCAAACUCCUGGGCCCAAGGGAAUCCUCCAUCUCAGCCUCUCUUUUAAGUGCUGGGAUUACAGGUGUGAGUCACCAUGCUGGACUUGCCUUGAUUUUUUUCUUUCUUUUAUAUAGAGUCUCGGCCUGUCACCCAGGCCAAAGGGGAGUGGUAUGAUCUCAGUUCACUGCAACCUCCACCACUCGGGUUCAAGAGAUUCUCCUGCCUCAGCCUCCCAAAUAGCUGGGAUUACAGGCAUGUGCCACCAUGCCAGGCUAGUUUUUGUAUUUUUAGUAGAGCUAGGGUUUCGCCAUGUUGCCUAGGCUGGUCUCGAACUCCUGGCCUCAAGUUGUCUGCCUGUCUUGGCCUCCCAAAGUGCUGGGAUUACAGGUAUGAGCUACCACGCUGGGCCAAUCGAAACUGUCCUUGCAGCAAAUGCUGAUUUCAUGUCAGCUGUGGUUCUAAGUGCUCUGAUUGGGAUACUGCAUCCAAUCUUCCCAACAAUCUUCUUUAUGGUUGAGGUUACUAAGGCUUCGAGAGAUUAAGCAACUUCCCCAUCCCCACACCGCUUCGCUCCCACACACACAUGGGUAGUAAGUAGUGGAGAUGGGAUUUGAACCUAGGGAUUUUCGUUCAGCAUCUAAGCUCCCUGUCAUUGUGUUUUAUGGAUAUCAUUGUGGGAAGUUGGUGGAAUGUAGGAAGCUGUAAAAAGAAAGGAAGGAAGGAAGGAGGGAGGGAAGGGAGGAAGGAGGGAAGAAAAGAAAGGGGGAAGGAAGGAGGGAAGAAAGGAAAGGAAAGGAAGAAAAGAGGAAAGAAAGGAGGGAAGGAGAGAAAGAAGGAGGGAGGAACAAAAAGAAAGGAAGAAGGAAAGAGGGAAAGAAGGAAAGAGGGAAGAAAGAAAAGAAAGGAGAGAAGGAAGGAAAGGAAAGGAAGAAAAGAGAAGAAAGGAGGGAAGGAGGGAGGGAAAGAGGAAAGAAAGGAAGGAAGGAGGGAAGAAAAGGAAAGAAGGAGGGAAGGAAAGGAAAGAAGGAGGAAAGGAAAGGAAAGAAGGAAGGAAGGAGGGAAGAAAGGGAGGAAAGAAGGAAAGGAAACCAGAGGAAAUACAGAAUUUGCCCCUGCCUCUUCUUAUCAGCCUUCUCAUCCUGUCUGGACUCAGCUGCCUCUCCGGUCAGCCAAAGCUACCCCGAAGGCAGGGACUUGGUAUAUUCCAAGCACCUGUCAUGGCACCUGGCUCACAGUUGACAAACAAUGACAUCCUUAAUGCCUAUCAGUAGCUAGUGUUUAUUGAACACUUACUAUGUGCUAAGCAAUGCCUUAGGGGAUCCCACCACAGCCUAUAAGGGUUUGUUAUCCUCAUUUUUCAGAACAGGGAAUGGAGGCAUGGCUAGGACUGAAGAGACUUGCUCCAGGAGACCAAGCUCAGGAAGGGUUUGACUUCAGACUUGUCUGACAUAAGGCCUUUGCCCACAGAUCAGCAAACUAUGACCCUUGGGCCAAAUCCAGUCCGCCAGCUGCUGUUUUUGUAUGAUCUCUGAGCUAAGAAUUUUUAAUUUUAAUUUUAUUUUUAGAGAUGGGGUCUCACUCUGUCGCCCAGGCUGGAGUGCAGUGGGGUGAUCAUAGGUCACUGCAACCCCAGCCUCCUGAGUAGGUGGAGCCACAGGCUUGCACCACCAUGCCCAGCUAGUUUCUUUUUAUUUUUUUGGUAGAGAUAGAAUCUCAAUGUGUUGUCCAGGCUGGUCUCAAACAACUGGGCUCAAGCAAUCCUCCUGCCUUGGUCUCCCAGAGUGCUGGGACUAUAGGCGUGAGCCACUGUGCUUGCGCUUGCUCGGCUUAAGAAUGCUUUUUUCACAUUUUUGGCUGGGCACAGUGGCUCAUGCCUGUAAUUCCAGCACCUUGGGAGGCCGAAGCAGGGCGAUUACUUGAGACGAGGAGUUCGAGGUCAGCCUGUCCAACACCAAGAAAUGCUAUCUCGCCGGGCGCGGUGGCUCAAGCCUGUAAUCCCAGCACUUUGGGAGGCCGAGGUGGGUGGAUCACGAGGUCAAGAGAUCGAGACCAUCCUGGUCAACAUGGUGAAACCCCGUCUCUACUAAAAAUACAAAAAAUUAGCUGGGCAUGGUGGCGCGUGCCUGUAAUCCCAGCUACUCAGGAGGCUGAGGCAGGAGAAUUGCCUGAACCCAGGAGGCGGAGGAUGCGGUGAGCUGAGAUCGCACCAUUGCACUCCAGCCUGGGUAACAAGGGCGAAACUCCGCCUCAAAACAAAACAAAAAACAAAAAAAUUAAAAAAUAAGAAAUGCCAUCUCUACUAAAAAAAAGUACAAAAAGGGACCAGGCACAGUGGCUCAUGCCUAUAAUCCCAGCACUUUGGGAAGCCGAGGUAGGCAGAUCAUCUGAGGUCAGGAGUUCAACACCAGUCUGGCCAACAUGGCAAAACCCUGUCUCUACUAAAAAUACAAAAAUUAGCCAGGCGUGGUGGCAGGCACCUGUAAUCCCAGCUACUCUGGGGCGGGGUGGGGGGGGGGGGGCGCGGGGGCGGGGUUGGCUGUGGCAGGAGAAUCACUUGAACCUGUGAGGUGGAGGUUGCAGUGAGCCGAGAUAGCACCACUGUACUCCAGCCUGGGCGACAGAGCGAGACUCCAUCUCAGGAAAAAAAAAAAGUACAAAAAUUCACCAGGCAUGGUGGCAGGUGCCUGUGAUCCUAGCUACUCGAGAGGCUGAGAAAGGAGAAUCUCGGUUGCAGUAAGCAGAGAUUGCGCUGCUGCACCCCAGCCUGGAUGACAGAGCGGGCCUCUGUCUCUCUCUAUAUGAGCAGGACAUUCAGCAUUCAGGGAGAGAAGCUGUUGCAGUGGAACUUGCGGGCACACAGCCUCAGGCUGAUGCAGCCCUGCUGCCCCUUGCUGGUUCUGAGGGGAGGGGGAUGCAUGGCAUCAGAUGCCACCCUUGCCCCUUUUGGAGCUCUCUGUUUGGGUGGGGGAGUGCAGUAAAUGUACAAUACAAGGCCCCUCUCCGCCCUCCUCCCUCCUCCCGCCCCUGCCUUUCCCUUUCUAGUGAGUCAUGAACCGGUGCUUCUAGAUGCCUUCGGAGCAGAGCACCUGAAAAUCAUGAUGUUCUCCAGAUAACAGAGGAAACUGAUAAAUUUCCUUGUGUCAAUGUCACUAUAGUCCAUGAAGAAGACAAGAAAGUGUAACGCCUGCGCAUGGGGAUCCAACAACAAAAAAGAUAAAGUUGGGGAGGCCGGGCGCGGAGGCUCACACCUGUCAUCCCAGCACUUUGGGAGGCCGAGGCAGGCAGAUCACCUGAGGUUGGGAGUUCAAGACCAGCCUGGCCAACAUGGUGAAACCCCGUCUCUACAACAAAUACAAAAAUUAGCCAAGCAUGAUGGCGGGUGCCUGUAAUCCCAGCAGGAGGCUGAGGCAGGAGAAUUGUUUUAACCCAAGGGGCGGAGGUUGCAGUGAGCUGAGAUUGCGCCACCGCACUCCAGCCUGAGUGACAGAGCGAGACUCUGUCUUAAACACAUAAAUAAAUAAAUAAAUAAAUAAAUAAAUAAAUAAAUAAGGUGGGGCACGUUAUAUGAAUGAUGGCCCACUUGAAUUUCUCAUUCAUUUUUCUUUCCUUUUAUGUUGUCAAAGAUAAAAAAAAAAAAAUCUAGGAGAGAAUCAAAAAAAAGCACUGUGCUGAAAAUAUUCCAUAGUCAUUGUAAUUCAAUUUUUACUUGGAUGAUUAGAAUUUUUUUUUUUUUUUUUAAUAACAAAGGUCUCAACUCUGUCCUGCAGGCAGGAGUGCAUUGGGAAGGGGUGCGGAGGGGAGAGGGUGAGACUGGAGGAUAUUCAGGUGGAUGCAGUGGCAGACAAGGCCAAGGGGCAUUGUGUGGGAAGGCAAAGAGGGUGCUCAUGUCGGGAAGGGAGGCUGGGACCAGCACAGGGUCAUCACAUGCUCCAGUGCCAUCAUGAAGUUCACAUGGGGCCAUGUUUAGGAGGGGCUCUUUCCACCAGUACUCAGUGGACAGCCUUGCUGAGCCAGGCUUUUUGUUGGGGCCCUGGAGCCCCUGCUGAGUCAGGGAGGAAGUGAAAGUAAUUCUAAGAGCUGGGUACGGUGGCUCACACCUGCCAUCUCAGCACUUUGGGAAGCCGAGGCAGGCAGAUCACAAGGUCAAGAGAUCGAGACCAUUCUGGCUAACAGUGAAACCCCAUCUCUAGUAAAAAAUACAAAAAUUAGCUGGGCAUGGUGGCAUGCACCUGUAGUCCCAGUUAGGAGGCUGAGGCAGGAGAAUCACUUGAACACAGGAAGCGGAGGUUGCGGUGAGCCGAGAUCUUGCCACUGCACUCCAGCCUGGCGCCUGUCUCAAAAAAAGAAAAAAAUUCACUCUAAGUUUGUAUAAGCUGAGUGGGCAGAAAGCCCUUUGGUGGGUGCAAGGCUGCACAGAAAGAUGGUAGACCAGCUGGCCGUGUGGUCACUCUGCUGCCCCAAAGAUGAUGAAGAUGACUUUGUCUAAAUCUGUAAUGGUGAAGAUAACAAAUUUACAAUUCCCACGGUUGCCUGGCUUCCUGGAGCCGGUGGGCGGGGGUGGGAGGCUGAGGGAUAUCAAUUGAAAUUUAACCUUUUGGCCCACUCCUUUUGGGAGGAAGGUUGGGGGAGUUAAAAUCCACCGUCAUGGAAAGGCUGCUCUCUCUGCUCUCCUGGUUGGCUGCCUGCUAACUUGGUAACUGGUCCGACAAGUUUUUCUUUUUCUCCCUCCUACCUGAUGAUAUUCAUUGACCAGGUAUUUCCCAUGUCACCCGACUCCGUCAGAAUGAAAAUCUGUUCUUUGUGACUGAACACCCGAAAUGCCCCAGGGAGUACCCAGGGACGGCAGCGAGGGAGGGAGUGCACAUCGGGCCAGGAUUCCAGGCCUCUCUGAAUGUGCCUGUGUUGGAUAGAACUGUCCAUUUCCCAGUAAAGGGAGGGGAUGUGUGUGCUGGCGUCUCAAAGUUGUGCCCUUAUCCGAUCUCCUUCCUCUAGGAGAGAAUCAAACAAAAAUCCUCUGUCUUCCCUCUCUGUUUUUGUUUAUUUGUUUGUUUUUGAAAUGGGAUCUCGCUUGUUGUCCAGUCUGCAGUGCAGUGGUGUGAUCACAGCUCACUGCAGCCUCAGCCUUCUAGGUUCAAGCAGUCCUCCAGUCUCAGCCUCUCCAGUAGCUGGAACUACAGGAAGAGAAGGGGAGGGGAGGAGAGGGGAGGGGAGGGGAGGGGAGGGGGAAAGGGAAGGGAGGGAGGGGGAAAGGGAAGGGAGGGAAAGGGGAAAGGGAAGGGAGGGGAAGGUGCACACCACCACGCCCAGCUAAUUUUUUUGAUUUUCUUUUUUUAAGAGAUGAAGUCUUGCUGUUUCCCAGGCUAGAACUCCUAUCCUCAAGUGACCCUCUCACUUCAGCCUCCCCAUUAGCUAAGACUACAGGUGUGCACCACCAUGCCCGGCUAAUUUUUAUUUUAUUUUUAUUUUUGUAGAGAUGGGGAUUUUGCUAUGUUGUCCAGGCUGGUCUUGAACUCUUAGACUCAAGCAAUCUUCCCACCUCGGGCCUCCCGAAGUGUUGGGAUUACAGUUGUGAGCCACCAUACCUGAUUUAUAUGCUCAUUCUUUUUUUUUUUUUUUUUUAUGAGAUGGAGUCUUGCUCUGUCACCUAGGCUGGAGUGCAGUGGCAUGAUCUUGGCUCACCACAACCUCUGCCUCCUGAGUUCAAGCAAUUCUCCUGCCUCAGCCUCCUGAGUGCUAGGAUUACAGGUGCAUGCCAGCACGCCUGGCUAAUUUUUGUAUUUUUAGUAGAGAUGGGGUUUCUCCAUGUUGGCCAGGCUGAUCUUGAACUCCCGACCUCAGGUGCUGGGAUUAUAGGUGUGAGUCACCGCGCCGGGCCAGGUCUUGGAUCUUUAAUGAAGACUCCAAGGCUUAUGGACUGCAGCCUAGAAAGAAUGGCUGUUUAAUAGGCUUUUUUAUGGAGUGUUUCCAAGGGCUCACCUGGGGAAUGAAAGCAUUCCUAUUUGAAGAUCUGAUCAGAAUGGGUUUUACAGUGCUGGCACCUAGUCAUGUUGGCAUGCGGUGUGCAAAGCACCGCGUUAUUUACUGACCGCUGACCGCCUGCUGGAGACCAGCCUGGGUAACAUACUGAGACCCCAUCUCUACUAAAUACAAUUAAAAAUUAGCUGAGCAUGGUGUUGUGCACCUAUUCCCAGCUACCUGGGAGGCUGAGAUGGGAGGAUCACUUGGGCAUGGAAGGUUGAGGCUGCAGUGAGCCGAGAUCACACAUUGCCCGGCAGCCUGCAUGACAGAGCAAGACCUUGGCUUGGAAAUAAAUAAAUGGGUUUGUUUGUUUGGGUCUCUAGCAGUGGUUUUUGUCUCCCAGGGGACAUUUGGCCAUGUCUGGAGACAUUUUUGGUUGUCACAACUCCAGGGAAUGUGUAUGUGCUGCUUUCAUUGAGCAGAUGGAGGCCAGGGAUGCUUUUCAACAUCCGGCAAUGCAGAGACAGCCCAGCCACAAAGAGCGAUUCAGCCCCAAGUGUGAAUAGUGCCGAGGGUGAGAAACCCUGGUCUACAGGUUCUCCCUCCACCUGUUUCUGUUCCUUACCCUCUCUCUGUUAAAGAGCUGGGCUCUGGCUUGGGGUGAGUUCCACAGUCUGGGUGUUGCUAAUCGCAUGUUCCUGGGACAGUUCCGCUUGCCCCUCUGAGCUCCAGACUCAGAGCUACAGUACGCUCAGGUUCUCCCUCCUGGACUGACUUUAUUUAAUGUGUACCACUCCCAUUCAGCACUCUCUGGAGUCAGCUAUUUGCAGAGGCAAUCAUGCUUGAUGCUGUUCUUUUGCACAUGGGUCUGAGUGGUGGUGUGUUCUUUGAUUAAAAAAAAAUUUUUGUUGUUGUUUACACCUGUUUCCUUCUUCCCUUCCCUUUCCUCUUUUCUUCCUUUCUCUCUUUCUUUCAUUCUUUCUCUUUAUUUCCUCCCGUCCUUCCAUCUCUCCCUCCCUCCCUUUCUCCCACUUUCUCUCCUUCUUUCUUUUCUCUUUAUUUCUUACCUCCCUUCUUUCCCUCUCUCUUCCUCUUUCCUUUUCUCUCCCUCUGUUUCUCUCUCUUCCUUUCCUUUCCAUUCCCUCCCCUCCCUUUCUUUUCCCUCCCUUUUCCUCCUUUCCUCCCUCUUCCUUCCCCUUCCCUACCCCUUCCCUUCCCUUCCUUUUCUUCUUUUCUCUUUUCCCUUCCUUUCUUUUCUUGACAGGGUCUUGCUCUAUCACCCAGGCUGGAGUACAGUAGCAUGAUCAUAGCUCAUGGCAGUCUUGAACUCCUGGCCUUAAGCUAUCCUCCUACCUCAGCCUCCCGAGUAGCUGGAACUACAGGUGUCUGCACCCAUGCCCAGUUAAAUAUUUUUUUGUUUGCUUUAGAUGGAGUCUCACUCUGUCGACCAGGUUGGAGUGCAGUGGCGUGAUCUCAGCUCACUGCAGCCUCCACCUUCUGGGGGCAAAUGAUUCUCCUGCUUCAGCCUCCUGAGUAGCUGGAAUUAUAGGCACAUGCCACCAUGCUCACCUAAUUUUUGUACUUCUGUUAGAGACGGGUUUUGCCAUGUUUGGCCAGCCUGGUCUCGAACUUCUGACCUCAAGUGAUCUGCCUGCCUCAGCCUCCCAAAGUGCUGGGAUUAUAGGCAUGAGCCACUGUGCCUAAUCCCAGCUAAUUUUUUUAAAUUUAUUUUUUGUACAGAUAGAGUCUCAUUAUAUUGGCCAGGCUGGUUUUGAACUCCCGGGCUCAAGCAGUUCUAGCACCCUCCCCUCCCCCAAUUCACUGGGAUUACAGGUGUACCCCCCUUUUUUAAUGCACAAGACUGAAAUAUUUGUCUAGAGUUCAUACUUAAGUAAUAAAGCUGUACAGGGAUUACGUCUGAGCAUUUUGUUCUGCGGUGAAAUGGUGCUGUUGGGCCUCCCUUGUUUUAGUGUCUGACAAACAGGGCACAGACCCAACCUCAUAACAAAACUUUGUGUUUCUGACGAAGGCAAGUUUUGCUAAGAAAAUUAUUUUUAUAAGCAAGAAAGAUAUGAAGGUUAUUUGCAAAGGAAUUUUAUUAGGGUGAGAAAAAAGCAAGAGGUUUAUCUUAGGAUUCCUGGUGGUACAGAAGAUGGAAUAGGCAGAAGACGUCACCACAGAUGUCACUGGGAAAGUGAUGGCUGAACCUCUGAAAGGAAAGAGCUUCCCAGGAGGGAUGAAUUUGAUGCAGUAAAAAAAGCUGGAGGAUGCUGUUAAGUUUGCCAGUGUAGUUCAGAGGACGGUGAAGUUCUUCACAGACUUAGUUCUGAAAGGGUGGCUUCAAAAGAUACCUGGGUGCUGUGGGGCUGGGGGGGGAUGGGCAUGGUAGGUCACGCCUAUAAUCCCAGCACUUUGGGAGGCCAAGGCAGGUGGAUCACUUGAGGUCAGGAGUUCAAAACCAGACUGGCCAAUCUGGUGGGACCCCGUCUCUACUAAAAAUACAAAAAUUAUCCAGGCGUGGUGGUGCAUGUCUAUAGUCCCAUAGUCCCAGCUACACGGAGGCUGAGGCAGGAGACUCACUUGAACUCUGGAGGUGGAGGUUGUGGUGAGUUGAGAUUGCACCACUGCACUCCAGUCUGGGUGACAGAGCAAGCAAGAGUCCCCCCCCCCAAAAAAAAGAGAGAGAGAGAGAGAGAAGAGAGACAGGGGUGUGGUUUGACUGGAACUGGGGGCAUCUGGCCAUGGGAACAUCAUAUGUCUAAGUGUCUUCUGUUGGGAAUUGCAGAUAUCAACAGUGGGCAUUGGAUAUCAUGCAAAAUAAGCAUCAUGUGACGUGAUAAAGUGAAGGACAUGUCGUCAUGUUGACACUGAUUCUUGGGAGGAGAGAUCCAGGUGGCUAAAGUAGACCCAGAUCAUAAGAGCUACAAAUAAGAGAAUCAAAUAAGUCAGAAAAUGACUUGGAUGAUUUUUCUUUUGACCCAAAGCACGAACGUUGCCCACACAGUGGUGAACAUGCUUCUUCUUCUCCUUCUCCUUCUCCUUCUCCUUCUCCUUCUCCUUCUCAUCCUCCUCCUCCUUCUCCUUCUUCUUCCUCUUCUUCUUCUUUUUGAGAUAGAGUCUUGCUCUGUUGCCCAGGCUGGAGUGCAGUGGUGCAAUCUUGGCUCACUGCAACCUCUGCCUCCCGCGUUCAAGCCAUUCUCCUAUCUCAGCCUCCUGAGUAGCUGGGAUUAUAGGUGUGCACCACCACACCUGGCUAAUUUUUGUAUUUUUAGUAGAGACAGGGUUUCACCAUGUUGGCAAGGAUGGUCUCAAACUCCUGACCUAGUGAUCUGCCCUCUUCCACCUCCCAAAGUGCUGGGAUUAUAGGCGUGAACCACUGCAUCUGGCCUGGUGAACACAUUUCUAAGUUUUCCCCAGGUUGACAAAGACCUUGAAAAAAAUCUGGCAAGCCAGGAAUAGUCAAGGGCAAUCCAUUCUUCAGAACUUGUUCUUGCUAACUCAGUAAAUGUCGAACAGCAUGGGUUGUUUAUUGUAUUUUGCAGGACAUUAGAAUAGUUACAAAGGGCUUUCCCGGGUUUGGUCAUAACUUUAUUUUCCCAUAAGGUCUUAAAUCUUUCAGUUGCCACUUCUGGGUGGGUGGGUAUGUAUAUUGAGGAUUGUACUUUUUUCUUUGUUGAGACAGGGUCUCCCUCUGUUGCCCAGGCCGGAGUGCAGUGAUGCAAUCACAGCUCACUGCAGCCUCAACCUUUCAGGCUUAAGCAAUCCUCAUACCUCAGCCUCCCAAAUAGCUGGGACUACAGGCAUGAACCACUGUGUCUGGCUAAUUUAAAAAAUAUAUAUUUUUGCAAAAUGAGCCAGGUGUGGUUGUGCAUGCCUGUAGUCCCAGCUGCUUGGGAGGAUGAGGUGGGAGGAUAGCUUGAGCCUGGGAGGUUGAGGCUGCAGUGAGCAAAGAUCAUGUCACUGCACUCCAGCCUGGGUAACAGAGACCCGGUCUGAAAACUAAAAAAUAAAAGAUGGAAACUUGCUAUGUUACCCAAGCUGGUCUUGAACUCCUGGGCUCAAGUGAUCCUCCUGUCUUGGCCCAAAAUUCUGGAAUUAUAGGCACGAGCCACUUCACCUGUCUGGGUCCUGCUCUUGAUAGUGAUAUAGAACCAACUUAGUGACAUUCUAGAAUUACCUUGUCAGCCACAGCCACAUGUGGCAAUUUAAGUAGAAAUUCAUUAAAAUUAGAUAUUUGGACCUGAGUUGUACUGACCGCAUUUAGACACUGCAGACACAGAAUGUUACUAUCGCCGCAGAAAGUUGCGUUGGGUGUCUAUGCCUUAGAACACUUCAUUCCGGGAUUAAAGACAGUUCUGGAGUCAGACAGGCCUGCAUUUGAAUACUGUAUCUGUUUUGUGACCUUGAUCAAGUUGUCUAGCUUUUCUGAAGUCUGUUUUCUCUUCUAUCAUGAGGAAAAAAUUAAGGGAGCCUGUCUCCAAGGUUUUCCUCAACUUCGAACUAGUAUAUCCCCUUUUGAUAAAAAUUAAAAAUCCAAUUUCUCUUCCCUACUUGGAGUUUGUUCUUUUUCUUUUUCCUCUAAGUAUAAAAUAUACCAUUGGAUGUUUUUUCAACCUCUCUACCCCUUGAGAGUCCCCGGAAUAGACGAAGGAGUGGCCUGGGAAAGUUGAUCACGACAAAGAGGCCAUUAUAGGCGCAUCUAAACAACAAGAGGAACAAGGAAGGAGGAGGUGUGUUGACCGAGGCUCAGAGUGUCUUGUCUAUGGGUGACCAAGAAUGAGGAAUGUGUCAGUUCCUUCCUGGCUUCUCUCUGGGAACAGAGAACAGUGCAUUUCAGCUUAAGUGGAGUAAAAUCAUUGUGGGUAUUGAGGAAGUGGAUUAAGGAUGGGGAAGGGGCUGGGGGAUAGAACCCCAGUUGAGUUUGUCUUCCUGGCUCAGCACUGAGUGUCUCAGUCAACACAUGAUUGCCAGUAAUGGGAAUCUAUUUGGACUCACUUAAACAAUGAGGUGGGGGUAGGGUGUUAACUGGGACAACACAGGGCUUUGAGUUUGUAUCAGCUAGCUUUUGCUGUGUAACAAACUUCUCUGAAACAUAAUGGCUUAAUCAACAUUCAUAUAUUUAGCUCAUGAUUCUGUGAGGUGGCUGGGCAAGUUUUCUUAUGUAGACCCACCAGCUGACCAUAAACAGACAGACCCUGUUCUCACUAAUGUCUGGGAUCAAACAGUGGGUUGUCUGGUAGCUAAAUGGUUUAGCAUGGCCUCACUCACAUGUCUGGUGGUUGGUGCUGGCUGUCAGCUGGGAGGCCUUGGUUUUCCUCUCUGGAGCUGCUCAUCUUCUAGUUGGCUAGUUUGGGCUUAGAUUACAUGAUGGUCUCAGCACUCCAAGAGUGGCAAGAGAUCAAUUUCCAGUGCACAGUGCCUUUCAAGUUUCUGUUUGCAUGUUGUGUGCUAAUGUUCCAUUGGCUAAGGUGAGCUGGGAGGGAAAGGGAGAAUAUAGUCUUUACCUGUUGAUGGGAGGGGAAGAAUUUGUGGCCAUCUGCUAAAGAACCCUGGGGUGGGAAACACAGUGGGACUCAUAAAACAUUUUUUAAAAAUUCUUUAUUUCAGGUUCAUGGGUACAAGAACAUUUUAACCAGGAUUUGGAGCUCAAUUGCACUUCAGGACUGUGUAUGGUGUGACUGAAGACAUUAAAUGAUUUUUUUGGGUAGUAAUUUAAUUUUUAUGAAUUCCAAUUAUUGAAUAAUGAAUUCUUUCCUCAGUAAUUCUUGAAGUUUUCCUCAUCAGGUAUUACAUUCAGCCAAAACCAUGAAUUUACAUUUGGGAUAUCAAUUCUAUUUCAAGUCCUCUGUGCCUUAAUCUUGCCCGGGUACCAUUGUGUUUAUAGAUUCAGAACAUGUGGCUUUUACUUUUUUUUUAAAAGGCAUUGAGCUCAGCUGAAUGCUGCAGCUCACGCCUGUAAUCCCAGCACUUUGGAAGGCCAAGGUGGGUGGAUCACUUGAAGUCAGGAGUUUGAGACCAGCCUGGCCAAAAUGGAGAAACCCCACUAGUAUAAAUACAGAAAUUAGCUAGGUGUGAUGGUGUGUGCCUGUAGUCCCAGCUACUUGGGAGCCUAAGGCAGGAGGAUUGCAUGAACCCGGGAGGUGGAGGUUGCAGUGAGCUGAGAUCGUGUCACUGCACUCAAGCCUCGGUGACGGAGUGAGACUCCGUCUCUGAAGAAAAGAAUGGGGGUUCACUUGUGUUACCCAGACUGGACUCAGACUCCUGGGUGCAAGUGAUCCUCCUGCCUUAGCCUCCAAGUAGCUGGGACUACAAGCUCAUGCCUGAUAAGAACAUGCUUUAUGAAGUGGCAAAUCUAGGUUUUUUUCCCUAUUACACAUUUUUAGAAAAGUGUUUCCUUUUCUGGAUGAACUAAAUCACUCCCUGCUCUCGUCCUCAUAUAAAACUCAUUGAGAUAUUGAUUUAAAAAUGUAAUUUAAAAUGUAACCCAUUUCCCACAGAAAAAAAAGUGCAACUCACUGCCAGGGCUCAUUUAAUUUCACAUAAACAUGUUCUUCGAAGCUGAAGCAAAUCUGCCUGAUUUUCAAUGUGAGAAAAUAUAAAAAAUGAUUCUUGGAGUUAUUUCUAAACAGAACUUGUCUCUACUCUUAAUGUAACAGAAAUGUCUAUAAUUAGGAUUAUACAUUAGGAUUAGUGGACCUCUGUCCACUAUUCUUGGGACAAAUGGAAAAUGGGUUAAAAUUCAUAAAUUAAGAAAUAAAUACCUUCGUAUUUUUCCUUUCCAGGCAGGUAUGGGAUGUCCUCUUCCAUCUGUUCAAAUAUUUCUUUUUUUUUCUUUGAGUUGGAGUCUCGCUCUGCCACCCAGGCUGGAGUACACUGGGGUGAUCUCAGCUCUGCCUCUUGAAUUCAAGCAAUUCUCCUGCCUCAGACUACGAAGUAGCUGGGAUUACAGGUGCCCACCACCACACCUGGCUAAUUUUUGUGUUUUUAGUAGAGAUAGGGUUUCACCAUGUUGGCCAGGCUGGUCUUGAACUCUUGGUCUCAAGUGAUCUGUCCACUUCAGCCUCCCAAAGUGCUGCGAUUACAGGCAUGAGCCACCUCACCCAGCCCAUCUGUUCAAAUCUUUUAUAUUGUCUCUUUUUUGUCUUUACCCUGUACAUUUUUGUUAUGGCGAUUCCUGAUUUCUGUAUCACAGAGUUUUCUUGUGUUAGUUAUUGCUCCUGUGAAUAGCAUAUUUACACUGAAUCCAGGUCCUUUAGUGAAAUUGAUUGGUAGGUUUUUUAAUUGUUUUAUCUAUUGUAUGCAAUUUUGUCCUCUACAAAUUACGGUCAUUUAAAGAAGUUAUGUCUGCUCAGAUAUGGAAGCAUAGAAAAACGAUGUCUAAAAGUCAUCUCUCUUAUUUCAGUUUUAAAUCUUAUUUUAUUGACCAGGGCUUCUAGACUAAUAUUAAAUAUUUAACAAUGGAAUUAUCUGACAUCCAUGUUUAAUAGACUUCCUAAUAGAAAAUCAUCCUUGCUUUCCUGCGGUAAACCCUACUUGGUGGUGAUGAAUUAUUCUUUCAGCAUAAUGUUCAAUUCGAUUUGCUAGGUUUGCUUUGUUUCAUUUGUUGAAUUCUUGCCGUCUGUAUUCACGCGUGAAACUGGGCUGUUCUUGGUUUGUUUUCCUUUGCAACCUCUUCACCCGUUUUGAUAAUUUAUUAUGUUCUAGCCAUAUAAAAUGAAAUAGCAGGUAACUGAGUAUUCAUUGACAAAUUUUAUGGUGCCAUUUUUUGGGGAAAGUAAUUCUUUGAUAACUUAAAAAAAAAAGUAGGCAGAGUGCAGUAGCUCACACCUGUCACCCCAGCCCUUUGGGAGGCCAAGGUGGUCACUAGAGGUCCGGAGUUUGAGACCAGCCUGGCCAACAUGGUGAAACCACGUCUCUACUAAAAAUACAAAACUUAGCUGGGUGUGGUGGUGGGCGCCUGUAAUCCCAGCUACUUGGGAGACUGAGGCAGGAGAAUUGCUUGAACCCAGGGUUGGGGACGGAGGUUGCAGUGAGCUGAGAUCGUGCCACUGCACUCCAGCCUGGGCAAUGGAGCUAAACUCUGUCUCAAAAAAAAAAAUAAAUAAAUAAAUAAAUAAGAAAACAGUGUGUGACUGGCUGUGACGUAAGGCAGUCAGAACUUUCCUUCCAAAUGGGCCAUGAUUCAUCUUUAUUUUUAUAGGACUGUAUCACAUUAGAAGCACUAUAGCAGAAGUUUUCAUUGGAAAUCUAAUAAUGUUUUUAAAUCUGCCAUCUGGAGUCUGUGUUCCUUGUAUGUCUUAUUGCUCAUGACUAAGAGUGGUGUGUGUCGGUGCUGGGGGGGUUGGCUUGGUAAUAUUGCUAACAUUGGCCCAAAGGAGCUGUCCCACUUCCCGAGACCUCAUUUUUCUCUGCUGUAGCAGUAGACUAAUGCAGAAAACAGGGUGCUGCUUUUCAGAUUGGUCCUGAUUUGAAUUCUUUUUCUUUCUUUUCUUAGGCCAAAAUUUUCAUUUAUAAAUAGCUUCUGUGGUAUACAACAUGCAGAUAUUUUUGGUUUCACAUAUUACACCAUAGAUGUAGGUUUUGUUUUGUUUUGUUUUGUGUUUUUGACAGACUGUCGCUCUGUCAUUCAGGCUGGAGUGCAGUGGUGCAAUCUCGGCUCACUGCAACCUCCACCUUCGGGGUUCAAGCGAUUCUCCUGCCUCAGCCUCCUGAGUAGCUGGGAUUAUAGGCAAGCACCACCACACCUGGUUAAUUUUGUAUUUUUAGUAGAGAUGAGGUUUCACCAUGUUGGCCAGGCUGGUCUCAAACUCCUGACCUCAAGUGAUCCACCUGCCUGCCCCAGCCUCUCAAAGUGCUGGGAUUACAGGCAUAAGCCACCACACCUGCCGAACUUUUAUUAUUAUUGUUUAUUUUAUUUAUUUAUUCUUUUUAUGAGACGGAGUUUCACUCUUGUUACCCAGGCUGGAGUGCAAUGGCGAGAUCUCGGCUCACAGCAACCUCUGCCUCCUGGGUUCAGGCAAUUCUACUGCCUCAGCCUCCUGGGUAGCUGGGAUUACAGGCACGCGCCACCAUGCCCAGCUAAUUUUUUGUAUUUUUAGUAGAGACAGGGUACUUUUAUUAUUUUUAAAACAUUUUUAUUUAUGGUAAAAGUCACACAUAACAUAAAAUUUGCCGUUUUUAGAAAGAAUGUUUGAAAAGAUAUGUACUAUGUCGCCCAGUACAGUGGCUAUUCAGAAACGCAGCCAUAGUACACCAUGGCCUCGAACUCCUGGGCUGAAGGGAUCCUCAUGCUUCAGCCUCCCAAGCAGCUGGGACUACAGCAACAUGCCAGUACAUCCAGCUUGUUUUCUUCUUCUUCUCCCUCUCCUUCUCCUUCUCCUUCUUCUUCUUCUUCUUCUCCUUCCUCCUUCUCCUUCCUCUUCUUCCUUCUUUCUUCUUUUUUCGGAUGGAGUCUCAGUCUGUCACCCAGGCUGGAGUGCACUGGCACGAUCUUGGCUCACUGCAACCUCUGCCUCCUGGGUUCAAGUGAUUCUCCUGCCUCAGUCUCACGAGUAGCUAGGAUUACAGGUGCCCGCCACCAUGCCCAGCUAAUUUUUGUAUUUUUAGUAGAGACGGGAUUUCACCAUGUUGGCCAGGCUGGUUUCAAACUCCUGACCUCAAGCAAUCCUCCUACCUCAAUCUUUCAAAGUGCUGGGAUUACAGGCUUGUGUCACUGCACCUAGUUUGUUUUCUUCUUUUUUAAAGUUAAUGAGCUUAGGCAGGGUUUCUCAGCCUCCACAGUAUUAGCAUCCUGGACUGGAUCCCUCUCUGUGGUAGAGACUGCCCUGUACAUUGUAGGAAGCUUAGAAGCGUCCCUGGCCUCCACCACUCAAUACUAGUAGCAACCCCAAGUCAUGACAACCAAAACUGUCUCCAGACACUGUCAAGUGUCCGCUGGGCAACAAUGCUCCCUCUUCCGUUGUUGAGAACUCCUGCUCUGGGGCGAACCCUUGUUGCCUUCAUUCAUUUCAGGAAGUAUCGAUUUGCUGUUGCUCACCCAUGGACCUCCAUGGACCACACUGCAGUCCCAGCCCUUCUCUUCCCCUAAACUCACCACUGCUCUCACUUUUAUAGUAAUCACUGCCUUGCGUUACUGUAUAGUUGACAACCCAAGUUCCAUUCCUAGAUACUACAGUUUGAUCUUGCACCUGCAAAAAAACAUUUAAAUGUGCCCAUAGUCCCAACUACUCAGGAGGCCGAGGUGGGAGGAUGGCUUGAGCCCAGAAGUUAGAGGCUGCAGUCACCUAUGAUCGCACCACUGCUCUCUAGCCUGGGCGACAGAGCAAGACCCUGUCUUUUAAAAAAAAUAAAUUAAUUGGCUGGGCACGGUGGCUCACACCUGAUAUCCCAGCACUUUGGGAGGCCAAGGCAAGCAGAUCACAAGGUCAAGAGAUCAAGACCAUCCUGGCCAACAUGGUGAAACCGCAUCUCUACUAAAAAUACAAAAAUGAGCUGGGCGUGGUGGAGCCUACCUGUAGUCCAAGCUAUUUGGGAGGCUGAGGCAGGAGAAUCCCUUGAACCCAGGAGCUGGAGGUUGCAGUGAGCCGAGAUCAUGCCACUGCACUCCAGCCUGGGUGACAGAACGAGACUCCAUCUCAAAAAAUACAAAAUGAAAUAAAACAAGGAAAAUGAAGCUCUGUAAUACUUAUUAUGCCUAUGUUGAAUCUGCCCUUACCUCUUGAAUCUAUUAACCCUCUCUUUUGGCUGAGCAUGGUGGCUCAUGCCUGUAAUCCCAACACAUUGGGAGGCUGAGGCAGGCAGAUCACUUGAGGCCAGGAGUUCGAGACCAGCCUGGCCAGCUUAGCAAAACCCCAUCUCUACCAAAAAUACAAAAAUUAGCCGGGUGUGGCGGAGCAUGCCUGUAGUUCCAGCUACUCAGGAGGCUGAGGCAACAGAAUCACUUGAACCCAGGAGGCAGAGGCUGCAAUGAGCCGAGAUUGGGCUCACAAUAUCCUGGGUGGCAGAGCAAGACUCUGCUGAAAGAAAGAGACAAAGGGAGGGAGGGAGGGAGGGAAACAGCUGAGCACCUUGGCUGCUUAGCUGCCUGUGACUGACUUGCACUUACCAACAGGGCUGUCAUGGGAAUCCACUGAGAUGUGGAGCGUGAAGCUCUUUUGUCAGCUUUGUGAAAUCCUGUGCAAAUAUAAGCUGAAACCAGCAGGGCUCUGGUCCUCCUACUUCAUUCAUUCUCUUCUUCAUAGCACUAAGUACAGAUUGCAUAAACCCUUGGAGGUGGAGGUGAUAGACUCUGAAAGCAGAUGUUUGGGAUGGCCACCUGGUAGCAGGGCCCAGUUACCAAUGACCUGGGCUCUCGGGAUGGACUUCCAGAGCCUGCAUUUGGGUUUACUUGCCUUGCUCUCUGUAUGCCUGGGGGGGUUCUUGCUGGGGAAAUGCAGAGCAACAGGGCUGGGGGCUGGGAGCAGGGUGCUUAUUGGGUGCGUGACAGGUAUUUUGGGUAAACUGAGUCAGGAUUUUUCACGGGCACAGUGCAUGAGUCUGGGCAGGUGACUCAUUUGUAGAGCAGAUGUCAGGGGACCAGGAUAAACACCCAAGUCACAUGCCUUUUUAUCAGACCUGUGUCUCAUAUAAAGAAAAAGCCAGUCAUGGUGGUGCACACCUGUACUCAACAGCGAUUCAGGAGGCUAAAGUGGGAGGAUUGGCCGGGCGCAGUGGCUUAUGCCUGUAGUCCCAAUACUUCGGGAGGUGGAGGUGGGCGGAUCACUUGAGACAAGGAGUUUGAGACCAGCCUGGCCAACAUGGUGAAACCCUGUAUCUACAAACAUACAAAAAUUAGCCAGGCAUGAUGGUGUGUGUAAUCCCAGGUACUUGGGAGGCUGAGGCAGAAAAAUCGCUUGAACCUGCGAGGCAGAGGUUGCAGUGAGCCAAGAUUGUGCCAUUGCAUUCCAGUCUGUCUCAAAAAAUAAUAAUAAUAAAUAAACAAUAAAAUAAAAUGAAACAAAAUCAUAAGUAAAUAAGUGAAAGUAAUAAAAUGUAAGAUACUGUUGCUCUCUGUCAUCUUCCCUUGCCAUAUUCUCUUCCCUUCUUCCCAGAGGUAACAAUUGUCUUAACUUUGGUACAUAAACUUCCAGCCCUGCAUAUAUUUUUGACACAUAAGCUUGUAUGCAUCAAUGCUGUACACGGGUUCAGUAUCCCUUAUCCAAAAUGCUUGGGACUAGCAGUGUUUCCAACUUGGGAUUUUAUUUCAGGUUUUGGAAUAUUUGCCUAUAUGUAAUGAGGUACUGUGGGGCUGAGACCCAGGUCCAAACAUCAAAUUCAUUUAUGUUUCGUAUACACCUUAUACACAGAGCUUGGAGGUAAUCCUGUACAAUAUUUUGAGUAACUUUGUGCAGGAAGCUUGGUUUUGACUGUGCUGACUGUGACCUGUCACAUGAGGUCAGGUAUGGAAUUUUCUUCCACUUCUGUCAUGUCAGCACUCAAGAAGUUUUGAAUUUUGGAGCAUUUAGGAUUCUGGAUUUCUGGAUCAGGAAAUUUUGGAGCAUUUAGGGUUCUAGAUUUUGGGAUAUCUUUGGUUAUUCUUUACAUCUUUAUAAUUAUUGAUUGAUUGAUUGAUUGACAAGGAGUUUUGCUCUUGUCACCCAGGCUGGAGUGCAGUGACACAAUCUCAGCUCACUGCAGCCUCCACCUCCCAGGUUCAAGCAAUUCUCCUGCCUCAGCCUCCUGAGUAGCUGGGAUUACAGGUGUCCACCACUACACUCAGCUAAUUUUUGCAUUUUUGUAGAGACAGGGUUUCACUAUGUUGGCCAGGCUAGUCUCAAACUCCUCACUUCAGGUAAUCCACCUGCCUCAGCCUCCGAAAGUGUUGGGAUUACAGGCAUGAGCCACAGCUCCUGGCAUAAAUCUUUCUUCAAAUCGUUUGUUGUAAGAAAAUAUACAUCAUAAAAUGUGCCAUCCUAACCCUUUUGAAGUAUACAGUUCACUGGCAUUAAACGCUGCCAUUUAUAUUGGAAUACACUUUUGAGUAUUCUCAAGAUCUGCAUAUAUUGAAGCUAAGCAAUAUGAUCCCUUGGGAAGCCACUUUAAGUGUAUUUUGCACUUAAAGCACAUUUCAGUUCUGACUGACCACACACGCUGGUCCUACCGUAAUGGAUCUAGUCUUUAAAAAUACUCAGCGAUCCCCCUCACCAUGCACACACACGAUUUUUGUGUGUGUGUAAUUCAGAUUUCUACACCUGCUGCAUGAAUUCUUAAGCCAGAUGCUUUUUUUUCCUCUCAGCCAAUAUGUUCCUUAAGUUUAUACUUCUUGAUUUGGUACUGCUAGUUCAUUCAUUUACGUGCUAUGUCGUAUCUUGUAUGAAUAAGCCACAUGCUACUCACCCCCCUAGUGGAAGAAGGCAUUGAGAUUGUUUCCAGUUUGUUUCUUUUAUAAACAAUGCUGAAAUGAACAUCUUGGUGUCAGUCUCCUCCUACCCAUUUGUGAAUGGUUUUCUAGGAUUGAUGUUCAGAAUUGAAGUGACUGGGAGAUGGGGUAUGUGCAUUUUUAGGCCUAGGAUAUACUUCCCAAAUGAUCACCAAGGUGGCUGUAACAGCGUACAGUUCCACCAGUGGUGCAUUAAAGUAUAGGCCAAUCGUGGGCAAAGCUGCAGGGAAAUGAUGUUAAUUUUAUGGUAAUUCCAAAGUGCAUGGAAAUUGGUAUGCCACGGCUUUCUCUUGCAUCUCCUUGAUUCCUGGUAAGACUGAGAAUCUCUCUGUAUGGUUCUUAGCCAUAUCUUCCUACAUCUUCCUCCGCUUUCCCUGGGAGCUGUUUUGGGGUGGGGGCUGGGCCUUUUUCUUCAGGGACUCUGCAAUGGCAACUGUCACAAAGAGGUGCACAGGGGAUUGAAAUGUUGGAAAUACUUUGCUGCUGUCAUUGAAUUUUUUCGUUUUUGAGGUGAAGUCUCACUCUGUUGCCUAGGCUGGAGUGAGCAGUGUGAUCUUGGCUCUCUGCAACCUCCACUUCUGGGGUUCAAGCAAUUCUCCUGCCUCAGCCUCCCAAGUAGCUGGGACUACAGGCACACACCACCAUGCCUGUCUAAUUUUUUUGCAUUUUUUUUUAGUAGAGACCAUAGUUUUACUAUGUUGGCCAGGCUGGUCUUGAACUCCUGACCUUGUGAUCUGCCCACCUUGGCCUCCGAAAGUUUCAGGAUUACAGGCUUGAGCUACCAUGUCUGGCCUGUCAUUACAUUUCUUUACCCAGCAUUUCAAUGUGUACUUUGCUUUUCUCACUUGAAAUAGUAACUAGAUAGAAACCCAGUUAGACCAAUGGGUGUCCUUCUUUUUUUUUGAGAUGCUGAUGUUUGAAUAUCUUCAGUGGCUCUUCUUUAAAUCUCUAAUUGGUUUUUUCUUUGUUCUUGUAAUAGAACAUGCAUCAUAAAAUUGAGCAUCUUAACCUUUUUCUUUUUUCUUUCUUUCUUUUUUUUUUUUUUUUUUUUUUAGAAUUCAUCUAUUAAUGCACAUUUGAGUUGCUUCCACCUUCUGGCCAUUGUGACUCAUGCCAGGACACACAGGGUAGUACUAUGGUUUAUAACCAUUAGUAGCCUUGGGACCCUGAGCAACUUCACUGGAGUUCUCUGGGAUCACUGUUUCCUCUUCUGUAAAAUGGGAACUAAAAGGUAUCACAGGCCAGGCGUGGUGGCUCAUACCUGUAAUCCCAGCACUUUGGGAAGCCAAGGCCGGUGGAUCACUUGAGUCAGGAGUUAGAGACCAGCCUAGCCAACACCUACUAAAAAUACAAAAAUUAGCCAGCCAUGGCACCUGUAAUCCCAGCUACUCUGGAGACUGAGGCAGGAGAAUCGCUUGAAAGCAGGAAGCAGAGGUUGCAGUGAGCUGAGAUCCCACCACUGCGCUCCAGCCUGGGUGACAGAGAGAGACUGUUUCAAAAAAACCACAACCAAACAAAAUGCAAAAUGUAUCACAAGCUUGUUGUGAGGAUUGGAGAAGAGGUUUGGUAGUGACAUUGUUGCUAGUUAUACAUUGUGAUCCUGUUGUAUCUGCUGCUAUUCCUUUGGUUAUGUUUAACAAGUUACAUUGUUGCUAGUCAUGUAGCUACACUGCAGUUAUACAUUGUGAUCCUGUUGUAGCUGCUGCUAUUGUUUUAACAACUGAAAUAUUUAACUUAUGAUAAAAUGCCCAUGGUGGGCCUUGGUGGCUCAUGCCUGUAAUCACAGCACUUUGGGAGGCCGAGGCAGGAGGAUCACUUGAGGUCGGGAGUUUGAGACCAGCCUGGCCAACAUGGUGAAACCCCUUCUCUACUAAAAAUACAAAAAUUAGCUGGAUGUGAUGGCGCAUGCUUGUAAUCCCAGCUACUUGGGAGGUUGAGACAGGAGAAUCACUUCAACCCAGGAGGCAGAGGUUGCAGUGAGCUGAGAUCGGGCCAUUGUACUCCAGCCAGGGCGGCAGAGGGACUCUGUCUCAAAAUAAAAUAAAAUGCACAGAUCUUAAGCAUUCGGUUCAAUGAAUUUUGACAAAAAUUAUAUGCACGUGUGUAACCACCACUGAAAACAAAAUGGAGAACAUCUCCUCAACCCAGCUCUUCCCAGCUCUUUCCCAAUACCCCCAGGAAUGACGUCUUACUAUGAUUAUUAACACCAUUGUUGAUGAUUAUCAUUUAGUUUGGUCUUAUUGAAGAAGAGAGUAGAGAAAGAAAUCAUUAGCUUCAUUCAAAAGGUAUGGCACAUGAGAAUGUGAGACGUGGCUUAAGAAGAGUAUUGUUUGAAAACUGUGGCCGGGUGCAGUGGCUCAUGCCUGUAAUCCAAGCACUUUGGGAGGCCGAGGUGGGAGAAUUUUGUCUCUAUUACAGAGAGAGAGAGAGAGAGAGAGGUUUAAGGAAUGCUGGCAGGUUAUCCUAGAUGGGGUUUAUUGCCAGGAGCAGUUAAGAUUCAAAAAGCAAAAAUCUGAGGGUAAAGGAUGCAUGGCAGUUUGUUGGGUGGUGGAUAUACAGCCUCAACACCCAGUGACUUUGAACUCUGUCAAGACAACACAGGGCUGGGUGCCGUGGCUCACAUCUGCAAUCCCAGCACUAGGGGAGGCCAAGGUGGGCAGAUCACUUGAGGUCAGGAGUUCAAGACCAGCCUGACCAACACGGUGAAACCCCAUCUCUACUAUAAAUACAAAAAUUAGCCAGGUGUUGUGGUGCGUGCCUGUAAUCCCAGCUACUGGGGAGGCUGAGGCAGGAGAAUCACUUGAACUUGGGAGGUGGAGGUUGCAGUGAGCAGAGAUUGCACCACUGCACUCCAGCGUGGGGGGCAGGGUAAGACUCCAUCUCAAAAAAGACAAAGAAAAAGAAAGGGGGGUGGGGACAACACAAAGUGUUUGAACAAAAACAGCAUUCACAGAUGCAAAUUCAGGAUCUGGAACUCAUUUUCCCUCCCUCUUUGCUGAGCUGCCAGAAUGUUCCGGGGAUAUCCCUCCUUUCCACUUUCCUCAGUGGCAUGCAGGGUGUACCAAGUAAGUGGGCAAUUGUGAGUUUCUGGAAAUCAGUGAGCUGGUGUGGCUCCUGGCUCCUGGCUCUGGCCAAGGGAGUAGGCUUCCCUGUGUAUGCGCCAGGAGGGGAGGCUGGAGGCUUUUAAAGGCCACAGCUUCGCUGUAGACACGUGCCUCCUUGGCACUUGCUUUGUUGAAAACGCUUUCCCUGGAUAGUCUGUCUUCUGCACAAACCUCUGAAGUUCUUCCGCAUGCUGGAGGGCCUUGCUGCCGGAGGAACGGUCUGACCUCAUCUCUCCUAGAGGAGGCCUUGAACUAAUCUAUCUAUCUAUCUAUCUAUCUAUCUAUCUAUCUAUCUAUCAUCUAUCUAUCUAUCUUUUGUUUGAGCUCAGGAGUUUGAGAAUAGCCUGGGCAACAUAGUGAGAUUCUGUCUUUAUUAGAGAGACAGAGAGAGAAAGAGAGAGAGAGAGAGAGAGAGAGAGAGAGAGAGAGAGAGAGAGAGAGAGAGAGAGAGAGAGAGAAGUUUUAGAGAUGUUGGCAGGUUGUCCUAGAUAGGGCAUACUGCCAGGAGCAGUUCUCCUGGGGAGAGCAAUUCUCCCACCUUGGUCUCCGAAAGUGCUGGGAUUACUCUGUUGCCCAGGCUGGAGUGCAGUGGUACAAUCUCGGUUCACUGCAAUCUCCACCUCCUGGGUUCAAGCAAUUAAUUAUCUUGCCUCAACCUCCAAAGUAGCUGGGAUUGCAGUUGCCUGCCACCACACCCAGCUAAUUUUUGUAUUUUUAGUAGAGAUGGGAUUUCUCUGUGUUGAGAGGAGGCCAGGCUGGUCUUGAACUCCUGACCUCAGGUGAUCCACCCGCCUUGGUCUCCCAAAGUGCUGGGAUUACAGGCGUGAGCCACCUCGUCUGGCCGAGCUAAUGUUUCUGAAAGGUGGAGUACUGUGCUGUGAGCUAGAUGCUUGGUGUGAACUGCCAUCUCCUCAGUGACCCCAUCAGAUGAACACUGUUAGGAUUCCUAACUUGCAGAGAGAGAAAUUGAGGCUGACAGAAAGGUCAGCACUGUGUUUACAGUGAUGCAGCUGCUCCCAAGAUGCACUGCAGCCUUUGCUCUGAGCUCACAGCCUGACCUCAGUAGAGCUGGGAAGCUUUCUCUCUCUCGUUGCUACACUUGAUCAAUGACUGAGUCCCAUCCCUUUAACUCCUUACAUGGCCUUCAAAUCCAUCUUCCCUACCUAAGCUGCCCAUUCACUGACUUCCGAAUGCAUUCUGUCCAUCUCCUAAGAACCAGGUGCUAUGCUGGGCUCUGAGAAUGUGACCGAGAUAAAACUUUUAUCCAAAAAAAUACAGAUAAAAUUUCUUAGCCAGGUUUGGUGGCUCAUGUCUAUAAACCCAGAGCUUUGGGCGGUUGAUGCAGAAGACUUGCUUGAAGCCAGGAGUUAGAGGCCAGCAUGGGCAACAGAGCAAGUCCCUGUCUUUACCAAAAAAGAAAAGAAAAAGAAAAACUGGCUGGGCGUGGUGGCACUCACUUGUAGUCCCAGCGACUUGGGAGGCUGAGGUGGCAGCAUCACUUGACCCCAGGAGUUCGAGAAUGCAGUGAGCCAUGAUUGUGCCACUGUACUCCAGCCUGGGCAAGAGCAAGACCCUGUCUCAAAAAAAAAACCAAACAAACCAACCAAGUCUGUGACUAUUUCCUCCAGAGUAAUUCUUCUUUUCCAUUUUUCAAAAGUACUCUUGCUUUGUUUACUUCUCUAAAAGUUUAAAAACUGUAGCCAAGUUCCAAGAAAGAAAAAGGGAAGCAGAGGGGAAGGAAAACACAGACCUGGAGCCCCUUGUGGGUUAGAUUUCAUGUGAAGUCUGUAAACUGAUCUGGAGGGAAGGAGCGUCUUGACAGCGUUUACUUGACUGUAUUUACCAUCUUAUGUCAGGGAUUUCCUCCCCAUUUUCCCAAGGGUUCCUUCCUAUUCUUAGAAUGUUUUGUGAUUUUGCUUCAGGCACAGUUUGUCCACUUCUUGUAAGGUUUGUUCUUAGAUUGCUGGCCUUAUAUUUAUCUCUCCCUCCCUCCAUCCACUCACUCAUCUCCCCAUCCAUCCAUCCAUCCAUCCACUCACUCAUCUCCCCAUCUAUCCAUCCAUCCAUCCAUCCAUCCAUCCAUCCAUCCAUCCCUCCAUCCACUCACCCAUCUCCCCAUCCAUCCACCCAAUCCAUCCAUCCACCCACCCACCUAUCAUCCACCCAUCCAUCCAUCCCUCCAUCCACUUGCUCAUCUGUCCAUGCAUCCAUCCAUUUAUCCAUUCAUCUAGUCCAUCCAUCCACCCACCCAUCUAUCAUCCAUCCAUCCAUCCAUCCACUCGCUUAUCUGUCCAUCCAUCCAUUCAUCUAGUCCAUCCAUCCACCCACCCAUCUAUCAUCCAUCCCUCCAUCCCUCCAUCCACUCGCCCAUCUGUCCAUCCAUCCAUCCCUCCCUCCUUCCCUCCAUCUACUCACUCAUCUGCCCAUCCAUCCAUCCAUCCACCCACCAUUGAUCAUCCAUCCAUCCAUUCCUCCAUCUGUUCAUCCACUCACCCAUCUGUCCAUCCAUCCCGCUAUCCACUCACUCAUAUGCCCAUUUAUCCAUCCGUCCAUCCAACCGGUCCAUCCAUCCACCCACCCAUCUAUCAUCCAUCCAUCCAUCCAUUCCUUCAUUCAUCCCUCACCCAUCCAUCCAUCCAUCCCUCCAUCCACUUGCUCAUCUGCCCAUUUAUCCAUCCAUCCAUCCCUCCAGUCCAUCCAUCCACCCACCCAUCUAUCAUCCAUCCAUUCAUCCCUCCAUCUAUCCAUUCCUCCAUCCAUUCAUCCACUCACCCUUCCCUCCAUCCACUCAUUCAUCCACUCAUCCAUCCAUCCAUCCAUUCAUCCAUUCACCCAUCCAUCCUUCUAUCUACUCUCCCAACAAUCCACACACCUGUCCCUCCAUCCCUUCUAACCACUCAUCCACCAAUCUUUGUCAUUCAUCUACCCACCCAUCCAUAUACCCACUUAUUCAUUCAUCCACCCAUCUCCAUGUUUCCAUUUAUCUCUCCAUCUAUCCAUGUGUCUAUCUAAUAUGAGGGAGAUGUUCUGAAGCAUUAAAAGUGAUUAUUUUGUAGAAUAGGGGACAGGAAUUGUGUUUUCUUUACUCACUGCCACCUUAUUAAAUGCUUACUAGUUCUAAAAGCCCAGCAAUUGAGUACCUUCAAUUUUCCAACUCUAUAAUUGCAGCAUCUGCAGAUAAUGAUGAUUUGUUGCCUUUUGCCAAUAAUUAGACCAGUUAUUGCUGUUAACCGUUUUACGACAGGAAUUUCCAGAAGAGUGUUUGGUGACACAGCUGAAUGUGGUCAGUGCAGUCUCAUUUCUGAUUUGAGUGGAAUGCAUCAAUUGUUUUACUGCAGAGGAUAAUUACAUAAUUGUUAAUACUCUUGACCUUCCUGUCUUUAGCCUUACUGAGUAAAUGGGGUGUGAUCAUGAAAUCUUGAUUGUCUCAUAGAUGCAAGAGACACAAAUGACAUUUGUCUGUUUAUAAAGAUGGCAGAUUUAUUUUGUUAAGCUGUAAAUAAACCUUUAAGCCCCCACCUCGAUUUUCAAGCGGAGUGGAAUAUUGUUUUUUUUGCCUCUGGCCAAAUGUCAAUAUUUGUUUUAGGAAUGAAUGGAAACUCUGGUGGACUGUAGGUCUGGAUACUCUCCAGACCCUGUGUCGUCACUAAAGUGAGGGUGGGUUUCCGAACCAUUCAGCACCACAGUGAACAGAGACAAAGGGCCUUAGUGAGCAGUACCCAUGGGGGCCCUCUGGGGCUAUUUCUUGUGCCCUGAGAGAGGUCCUAGAUUUGGGACAGUCUGAUUUGUCUCUUGUUUUUUCUUUUUUUCUGGGUGAUGCUACCCCGAUUUCUGGGUUGAAAUAUGACCUCAGUGUGAAGGUCCCAAUCUCAGACCGUCUUGUCUCUGGUAUGUUAAGAAACAGAAAAACACCUUUUAGGACACAAUGUUGACCAUUGGGAAUGCAUAUCAGUGUUCUGGAAAAAAGAAAAACAAAACAAUUUGUACCACGACUGUGGUUUUCAUCAGGGUGGUCUGCCUUUCCCUGUGUGGCUUGAUAGAGAACUGGUUUUGUAAUUUGCAAGGUCAUCUGCAAUAAUGUAAUUUGCCGGUCCUCUUGGUGAAAGCAGAGGACCUGCAUUAGGUCUAAGCUGGCUGGAGUUGACGCAAAACUCUCAUGCUUUGGGAAAAGCAAGUGAUCUUCAGGCAAGAAUGCAAAUGUUGACCUGGCGCAGUGGUUCAUGCCUGUCAUCACAGCAUUUGGGGAGACUAAGGCAAGCUGAUUGCUUGAGUCCAGGAGUUAGAGACCAGACUGGGCAACUUGGUGAAAUCUGUUUCUACAAAACAUACAAAAACCAGCCAGGUGUGGUAGUGCAUGCUUGUAGUCCCAGCUACUUGAGAGGCUGAGGUGAGAGGAUUGCUUGAGUCCAGGAGGUCGAGGCUGCAGUGAGCUGUGAUUGUGCCACUGCACUCCAGCCUGGGCUACAGAACCAAACCAUGUCUCUCCAUCCCCCCUCCAAAACAAAAGAAUGUAAAUGUUUGCUCAAUUAUUCAACUGGUAUUUGUUUGCGCGAUUACUCAACUGGUAUUUUUUCUUUCUUUCUUUCUUUUUUUUUUUUUGAGAUGGACUCUCACUUUGUCGCCUAGCCUGGAGUGCAGUGGCACGAUCUCGGCUCACUGUAACCUCUGUGUCCCAGGUUCAAGCAAUUCUCCUGCCUCAGCCUCCCAAGUAGCUGGGACCACAGGCAUGCACCACCAUACGUGGCUAAUUUUUGUAUUUUCAGUAGAGACGGAGUUUCAUUAUGUUGGUCAGGCUAGUCUUGAACUGCUGACCUCGUGAUCCGCCCGCCUUGGCGUCCCAAAGUGCUGGGAUUACAGGCAUGAGCCACCGUGCCUGGUCUUUAUUCAGCUGGUAUUUAACACACAGUUCUUUUUUCCAGAGCGACUGUCUGACAACAAAUAGUGAAUUUGUUAAUUUUUUACACCAAACCUAUUGAAAAUAAUCGGAAAAGGUACAUGCUGGAAAACUGAAUGUUCUAGAAGCAUUUGUGUUUGCCACCCCAAGAGCAAAAGUCACAGAAUGGCUGGUGUUUAGUGUUAAGAGGAAGGAAUUCCACACAGCCUGUGGCUAACUCUUCUUAUUUCAGUGGUUUCCAAGGUAAGAUUUGAAUUGUUUACUACAGGAAAUUAGCGUAGUAAGUCUCCUCCGGCAUAUAUUUCCAGCAUCCAAGUGGGGUUGCCGAGAUCUUGCUCAAGAGUAGCAAAAUUGGCCAGGGGAGAAGGGCAUUGAAUUUGCAUCCAGGAGUAUUUGCAGGCAGCAAAUACUAAGAGGAUAAUGGGUAUUACAGAUGCUGGAGUGAAAUGUGUAUUUAAAAGUCAUGACAGUAAUUAUAAUAAAUGUUGAUGAUAUAUGUAUACAUAUAAACGUAUAAUAAAAGUAGUAUGCCUUCUAGGCAUAAUAGGGAUAAUAUUAGGUGGGAUUGACAAAUUCUUUAAUCAAAUUAUUUUGAUUUGAUUUUUUAAUCAAAUCAAUUAUAGGCAAUUUGACAUGUGUCCCCAACCCCAGCACCCAUAGGCAAUUUUUAAGAGACAGAGUCUUGCUCCAUUUAUAGGUAAUUUUUGCAAUUUGGAAACCUGUUUGGAGCAGGGGUGUAUGGAGAUGGAAUUGGGCUGUUUCUAGGACCCAUCUCCUCCUUUGGGCAUUUUUUUUUUUUUUUUUUUUUUUGAAACAGGGUCUGGCUCUGUUGCCCAGGCUGGAGUGCAGUGGUGUGAUCAUGGCUCACUGUAGCCUUGACCUCCUGGACUCAAGUCAUUCUCCAGCUUCAACUUCCCAAGCAGCUGGGGCUACAGCACCCACCACCUUGCCCGGCGAAUUUUUUGUAAUUUUAGUAGAGACAGGGUUUCAUCAUGUUGGCCAGGAUGACCUCAGACACUUCUUAAUUUUCCUGUUCUAGUGUUAGAGCCAUUUGAACAAUGAGACUUCCCUCUAACUUUGCGUCAAAGGCAGAGAUGUUGUCAUCUUGGGUUUCAUGUGGUAGAGAAGAGAGACUUCCCAUUCUGGGACAGGGUUUCUCCACCCUGGGUCCUGUGGACAUUGGGGCUGGAUUGUUCUCUGGGGUGGGGCUGUGCUGAGAAGCAUCCCCUGGCUUCCACCCAUUCCAUGCCAGGCGUGCCCCCCAGGCAUGGCAAACACAAAUGUCUCCAGACACUGCCAGUUCUCUCCUAGUGAGCACAAUUGCCUCCAUUUGAGGACCCUUGGACCAGGGUGCUGGAAUGGGGGUGAGGGGUUGUCCUAGCUACGCUGGAGGAUGAAGCAGGAGGAUUGCUUGAUUCCAGGCGUUCGAUGCUGCAGUGAGCUAUGGUCACACCACCACACACUAGCCUGGACAACAGAGCAAGACCCUGUCUCUUAAAAAGAAAACAAUAGGGAAGCCAGAUGGAUGCUGGGGUUGGGGGACAUAUGUCAAAUGUCAGAGGGGUACUCUGCAAUUAUUCCCUGCUCUUUUUGGGGGGACAAAAAUGGAAACCAAGAGCCCAUCAUCAGCCACAUGGUUUGGUUGGCUCGACUCUAGUGCCACCGACAAGAACCACGUCCCUAGUCUUGAGGGACCGAGGAAUCUGGGGAACUAUGAUUUAGGCAUUUAAAAAAAAUAUUUAUUUAUUUAUUUAUUUUGAGACAGAGUUUCAAUCUGUUGCCCAAGCUGGAGUGCAGUGGUGCAAUCUCAGCUCACUGUGACCUCCGCCUUCUGGGUUCAAGCGAUUCUCCUGCCUCAGCCUCCCGAGUAGCUGGGAUUACAGGCACCUGCCACUAUGCCUGGCUAAUUCUGUAUUUUUAGUAAAGAUGGGGUUUCUCCAUGUUGGUCAGACUGGUCUCGAACUCCUGACCUCAGGUGAUCUGCCCACCUCGGCCUCCCAAAGUGCUGAGAUUACAGUUGUGAGCCACCAUGCCCGACCUCUCAUCCCCUUUUCUUUCCUCUGUUCCACCACUCCUACCACUGACACAGUUUGGACCAAGCUUUCUUCAGCCAGCUAUGAGCAGAACCCGGCUAUUUCAUGGGGGUUUGGGGAGCAUCCUUACAGUCCCAGGUCUCUAUGAAAAGUACCCUGGAUUAUCUCUGCAAAAGCCCACCUGCCACUGGUUAGCCAGGAUCAUCUCCAAUUUCAGACACAGCUCCGUCAAAACACUCUUUGCUUGUAUUUAUAACCAUCGUGCAUUUCCUCGGGACACACGUCUUAUGGCUUCUUGGCCCCCGCCGGGGUGCACUGCCUGGCCCAUCGCCCUCCGGCAGAGACAGUGUAUGUCUUUGUGUGUUCUCCUUCCUCUGGUCGAGAUGUGGCUUGGUCACCUGGAGUGGGGCCGUCAGCAAGUCGCCUCGGCUUCAUGGAGGCUCCCUGUCCCCACGGUGGAAGGCUCGGCCACACACCCUGACGUCUCGACACCUUUGAGCUGCUCGUGAAUGGGUUUUCAGAGCUUCCCGUGUUUACUUCGAGGCACGCCUCUGUUUGGACUCUGGGGAAAUUCUUGGCAGAGGAAAAGCCAAGUGGAAAACAGCCCUGCUUGGUGUCAGGCUUGAGGAGGAGGGAGAGAGACUGAAAUGGAGAUUUGCAUGAACUGGUUUGCACAUGUGACAAGACUCAGUAAAAAAAAAAAAUUGUGUUCCAGUCUGUUCUGGUGGCUUACAGGAGGGCAGAUGGGAAAUUUUGGGUGUAAUAGAGUAAUUUACAUCUGGUUAAGGGCUUUGAAGCACCUGAGAACAUCCACGACUCACUAUUUAUUGAGCACCAUCUAUAUGCAGUUUUGAGCAUGUAUUGUUUCCCAGGCACAUGGUCCUCAUGACAAUCUUUUCACAGAGCUCAGAUUUGAACCCAUAGUCUCUCUGGCUUCAGAACGCUAGUAUUUUCUGCUAUACUCCGCCUUACAGAGGAAGGGAACUUUCUACUGGGUUUUGAAGGGUGAAUAGGAGUUCAAUGAAGAAAAAGCAUACUCUGUGCUAACCUUGGCUUCCUGCUCCUGUUAGAAUUGGCCAGAAGCUGAUAUCUGGAGGCCAAAAUUGGGUCACUAGGAUAACCAACUCAUCACAGUGUGUCCAGGUCACCUUACAUUUCACCCAAAAGCAGAAUUUUAUACCAGAGCCUGGACACCGAUUGAAUUCUCUUUAACUCAUUCUGUCAGGAGUACCUCCCUGAGGUAAAGAUGUCGAUGCUCCCUUGCAUCUUAAUGCUGGGCUUGUUUCUCUAAAUACUUCCAUUUCUUGGUUUGGGUAAAAAUCUAAUGAGGUAAUUAAUGCUUAUGACAUGUAAAGUGUGGUGCGUGGCACAUGUAACCUCUUUAGUUUUAGCCUUUUUUUUUUUUUUUUUUUUUGAGACAGAGUCUCAUUCUAUCACCCAGGCUGGAGGGCAGUGGCCUGAUCUCAGCUCACUGCAACCUCUGCCUCCCAGGUUCAAGUGAUUCUCCUGCCUCAGCCUCCUGAGUAGCUGGGAUUACAGGUGCCCACCACCAUGCUUGGCCAAUUUUUGUAUUUUUAGUAGAGAUGGCAUUUCACCAUGCUGGCCAGGCUGGUCUCAAACUCCUGACCUCAGGUGAUCCAAGUGCUGGGAUACAGGCGUGAGCCACGGCACCCAGCCAGUUUUAGCCAGUUCUCAUUGGCUUCCUCCUUUGCAUUUUUUGCAAGGGAGCUGGCCUCCCUGUCCCUGGAGUAAGCAGGCUUCCUCAUACCUCUCCUCCUCUAAGGAAGCGCAGUUACCUUUAGCCUGGCCCUCCCCAAGGACAUAGCUAGGUCCCCCACCAAGAGCAAGGAGUGGAUAUAAUGACUGCCAAAAAAUAGGGGAGCCAGACUGGGUGCAGUGGCCCAUGCCUGUAAUCCCAGGACUUUGAGAGACCGAGGUGGGAGGAUUGCUUGAGGCCAGGAUUUCAAGACCAACCUGGGCAAUGUAGCAAGACCUUGUCUCUAAACAAAUAAAAAAAUUAGUCAGCUGUAGUGGCCCAUGCCUGUAGUCCCAGCUACUUGGGAGGCUGAGGCAGGAGGAUCGCUUGAGCCCCGAAGUUCGAUGCUGCAGUCAGCUAUGGCCACACCACUGCACACCAGCCAGGACAACAGAGCAAGACCCUGUCUCUUAAAAAAAAAAAAUAGGGAAGCCAGAUGGGUGCUGGGGUGGGGGAUGCAUGUCAAAUGUCAGACCUCUGUCUGAGUAAGGAAACAGGUUCAGGGUUGGGAGUCAGGGCCAAGACAGCUUGAGGUCACCAGAGGCCAGGGAUUUGCAUACAGGCUGCAGUCCAAAGUACCAAGCUGGGCUAGAUAGAUGUUGGCAGAAUCUGUUCUCUUCUGUGCACUGCCGCCCUCUUUCCUUCCUCGUGAAUGCUGUCAGCUGAGCAUGGGUCACUCCUGCUCAUUUACCGAGGACAUAGGCUCAGGGUGUCUUCUAGCUCUCAACCCACCCCAGACUCUGACCUAGCCUUUCCCAAAUGGUGUUCUGAAGAAAAAUGAAAAGAUUGGCCGGGCAGGGUGGCUCACACCUGUAAUCCCAGCACUUUGGGAGGCCAAGGCAGGUAGAUCACAAGGUCAGGAGUUCCAGGCCAGCCUGGUCAAUAUGGUGAAACCCUGUCUCUACUAAAAAUACAAAAAUUAGCCCGGUAUGGUGGCAGGUGCCUGUAGUCCCAGCUCCUUGGGGGGGGUGGGUUGAGGCAGGAGAAUCGCUUGAACCUAGAAGGCAGAGGUUGCAAUGAGCCAAGAUCAUGCCACUGCACUCCAGCCUCAGUGACAGCGUGAGACUCCAUCUCAAAAAAAAAAAAAAAAAGAAAAAGAAAAAAAUGGAGAUUGUUACAAGGAUCAUGUGUCUGCUGAGUUGUGCAUACUUGGUAAGUGUAAACAAAACAGUUGGUGCUCAAUAAAUCGUGGCUUUAUGAGGAUCUUCCCAGCUGCUUCCCAGCCCCGAGUUUGCUGUAUAAUUGCUCUUGAUCCCUACAACAGACCUAUCAGGCGGAUGUUGCUUGUUGCUGGCAAGUCAACAGGGGGUCUGGAGUAGCUGAAUUGCCUAGAGAGAGGGCCACAGCUAGGAAGGAAGAGUUGAAACAGUGUGAUGCCACAGCCAUGCGAACUUCACCUUGCAAAAUCACAUCGUGUUUUUGGCUUUGCAGGCUGUGGGAUCUCGGUGGUUUCUUUUUUUCUUUUUCUUUUCUUUACUUUCUUUCUUUUUUUUUUUUUUUUGAGAUGGAGUCUUGCUCUGUCACCCAGGCUGGAGUGCAGUGGUGCUAUCUUGGCUCACUGCAACCUCUGCCUCUCAAGCGAUUCUCCUGCCUCAACCUCCCAAAUAGCUGGGAUUACAGAUGUGUGACACCACGCUCAGCUAAUUUUUGUUUGUUUGAGAUGGAGUCUGCAGUGGCGCAGUCUCAGCUCACUCCAACCUCCACCUCCCAGGUUCAAGAGAUUCUUCUGUCUCAGCCUCCUGAGUAGCUGAGAUUACAGGCGUGAGCCAACACACAUGGCCAAUUUUUGUAUUUUUAGUAGAGAUGGGUUUCCAACAUGUUGGCCAGAAUGGUCUUCAUCUCUUGACCUCAUGAUCCACCCAACUCAGCCUCGAAAAGUGCUGGGAUUACAGGCAUGAGCCACCGUGACCAGCCAAUUUUUGUACUUUUAGUAGAGACAGAGUUUCUACUAAAAACAUGCUGGCCAGGCUGGUCUCGAACUCCUGACCCCAGGUUAUCUGCCCGCCUUGGCUCGCCAAAAUGCUGGGAUUACAGGCACAAGCCACCACGCCGAGCCCAGGAUCUCUAUCUUGACUUCACUACUCUGCUGCUGUACCACAAAUGCAGCUAUAGACAGGAAAAUGAAUGGUGUCCCUGUGUUCCAAUAAAACUUUACUAAACAGGCAAAGGGCUGGAGUUUGCUCACCCCAUCCAGGCUAAAGAAAGAACCAAACCAGCGGCCUCAGGACUUAACAUUAUUCCUUUUUUUUUUUUUUUUUGAGACAGUCUUGAUUUGUUGCCUAGACUAGAGUACAGUGGCUGGAUUUUUGCUCACUGCAACCUCCACCGUGCAGGUUCAAGUGAUUCUCCCACCUCAGCCUUCCAAGUAGCUGGGGUUACAGACACACAGCACCAAGCCUGGCUAAAUUUUGUGUUUUUAGUAGAGACAAGGUCUCACCAUGUUGGCCAGGUUGGUCUCAAACUCUUCACCUCAAGUGAUCUGCCUGCCUUGGCCUCCCAGAGUGCUGGGAUUACAGGCAUGAGCCACCACGCCCGGCCUGCUGAGGACCUUAUUCCCGGUGGGGACUCUGCAGAGUCCUGACAGGGCAGGACAUCACGUGGUGAGGGGGCUGAGAGUGCCAGUUCAGGUCUCUCUUCCUCUUCUUACAAAACCACUAGUCCCACUCCCAUGAAUGGAUUAAUCCACUUAUGCAGACAGAACCCUUAUAAUCACCUUUUAAAGGCCCCACCUCUCAAUACUUCCACAUGGGGGAUUACAUUUCAACAUGAGAUUUGGAGGGGACAGAUAUCCCAAUCAUACUAUUAUGUUACCAGUAAAAUUUAUAACCUAGGAAUAAUGAUGGCCAAUGUGUGGCAGGCUUACCGAAUACUAGAUCCUGUGUGUUUUAUACCUAGUAUUUAAAAAAUUUUUUUAGUUACUGCAUAAGGUAUGCUCUGUCAGUCUCAGUUUUUUGAAUGAGCAUAACAGGACUGAACCUACUUAGAGUUGGCACAAGUUGUAAAAAUAGGUUCACGGCUGGGCGUGGGGCUCAUGCUUGUAAUCCCACAGUUUGGGAGGCUGAGAAGAGAGGAUCACCUGAAGUCAGGAGUUUGAGACCAGCCUGGCCAACAUAGUGAAACCCCAUCUCUAGUAAAAGUACAAAAAUUAGCCAGGCGUGGUGGUAGGCGCCUGUAAUCCCAGCUACUCAGGAGACUGAGGCAGGAGAAUCACUUGAACCCAGGAGGCAGCGGUUGCAAUGAGCUGAGAUGGGGUCAAUGCACUGCAGCCUGGGCGACAGAGUGAGACUUUGGUCUCAAAAAUAUAUAUAUAUAUAUAAAUAAGAUUUACUUUUGCCACCAACUUGAAAAGGAGGCAAACACAAGACUACCCAUCUCUGGAGAGGAGACAUUCAGUUUUGCCUAUUUGGCAUUCCUGGAGACAGAAGCAUAUUUGCAUGGGUUAGAACCAUAUUUUGCAUGGGAAGGCAGUCAGACCACGUUGUGUGGACUCCAUUUCCAGAACCAGCUUCCUUUAUUCCUUCGGACUCUAUGAUUGGCUUAGGGGAGGGCGCAUGACUCAGGCUGGGCCAAUCAGUUUUCCCUCAUCCCUCCAGCCUCUAUGAUUGGGUCAGGGGUGGGCAUGUGACCCCAGAGGGUUUCAUAAGAUUCAGUUCUGAGACUUUGGUGGGAGUGAUUGAAAGAGAGUUUUUUCCUUGCUAGGUCUUUCUUGCUGUGACGCUAUAAUCCAGGUGCUACCAUGUGGAGACCACCUGUCUCAGACUUCUGACACUACAGAGGGAAGCAGGACUGAGAAAAGGAGAGGGAGAGAGACAGGGUCCCCAUUACAUCAUUUGACACCUGGAUCUAGCUGUACCUGAAAGCAUCCUUGUCCUAUGACUUGUUAGUUACAUGAACCAGAACCUAACCUUGCCUUUCCUUCCUUUUUUCUUUCUUUCUUCUUUCUUUCUUUUUUUUCCCUCUCUCUCCCUCCGUCCCUUGUUUCCUUCCCUCCCACUCUCCCUUCUCUCUCUCUCUUUCUUGCUUUCUUUUUGUAUAACUGAGCUUUCUGUUUGUUCUCACAAACUGAGAGAGAUCUUGCUAAUCCAAGGCAUGACAAUCAAAGCAACAUGUGAAGCCCAAAGAGCUGCAGAACUGCCCUCAUGACUUCCAGCCCCUGGGGUGGUCAGUGGAGAUAACUGGAGCCCAAGAGCUUCAGACGCCAGUGUAGAGGUUGGGAAGGUUGUGGUUGGGAGAGAGUGAUCUAUCUGGUCCCUGCAACCGACACCACAGCAGUUUUAUCCUGGAUUCUGGGUAAGAUCUUCAGGUCCUGGGAAGCGGGACAAAGCCCUUACUCAGAUGUUGGAUUGCAGGUCUUUUUUUUUUUCAAGUCCACUUUAAAUGUGUCUGAAAACCACACACAGAGUGACUGCUGCACAGAAGAGUGAAUGGUUCAUGCCUCCUUCUUUGCUGUCACCAACAAGCCAGUUGCCUGUUUCUCUGUCGUGGGACUCUUGGCUGGAGUUCACUGGCUGAUUUCCUGCUGCCUCUGAGCCUCUGUACUUGCUGUUCCCUCUACCUACAUGCUUUUCCCUGUGAUCCUUCCUCACAUGAUUUCCUCAGAUUGUCUUUGCUCAAACAACAGACUGGGUGCGGUGGCUCAUGCCUAUAAUCCCAGCACUUUGGGCAGCCAAGGCAAGUGGAUCACUUGGGAUCAGGAGUUUGAGACAAGCCUGGCCAACAUGGAGAAACCCCAUUGCUACAAAAAAUACACACACACAAAUAGCUAGCUGUGGUGGCGGUUGCCUGUAAUCCCUGGUACACUUGGGUGGCUGAGGCAGGAGAAUCACUUAAACCCAAGAGGUGGAGGUUGCAGUGAGCUGAGAUCGUGCCAUUGCACUCCAGCCUGGGCAACUGAGAAAGACUCCGUCUAAACAAAACAAACAACAAGAGGCAAGACGUUCAGUGUGCCCAAUCUCUGAGAAAAGCCCAUGGUCAUUAACCCCAGGUCUGCCUCUUUUGAGCAGGGUGACAUUAGGUAACUGAGUUGAUUUCUCUUAGAUGAAAUUUCCUCACCUGUAAAAUAAUAAAGUCUAUUCCAUGCUUAUUCAACCACAGUACUGAGGAAGUCUCAGGCUGGAUUAGUCUUUCUGGUGGGGGAUGUCCUGGGCAUUUCAGGCCUCUCCUCACUAGAUGCCAGUCACAUUUCCACCCCACACCAGUUGCGACAACCAGAAAUGUCUCCCAGACACUGCCAAGUGACCCCCAGGGCGGGGUGGGGGUGAGUCAGAAUUUCUCCCCCUUCUCCCUGUGUUUCCUUAUGGAGAUGCAAUGUGUUUAUUUCUUUGCUGACCGUUUUGCAAUCUCUCUUGCCUCACUGCAAGUCUGGGGCUCUCCUAACUCCAUCACCAUCCCAUCCUCCCACGGUGAAGAGAGCUUUCGGGACUAUCCCAAGCAACAGAUUCUUGGGUGCAGGGUUCUGUUACCUUCCGGGGGUUGUAUUUCUGCUGAGUGAUGGGUACAUGAGAAUGCUCUGUCUCAACCUUGCAUCUUUUAUGUUUUGUUUUUACAAAGAAAAAAGGAAAAGGUGAGAGAUGUCACUCGAUGUCUGCUACCGAAACGUUCUGCGGCUGGUAGAGGAAAAUCCUGGGAAGGGUGGAUGUAGUCGGUGGAAUGAUGCCCCUCCCUGCCCCCAGAGAUGACCACGUUGUAAUCUCUGUCACCUGUGAAUUCAGUGCCUCACUUGGCACAAGGCUCUUUGCAGAUGUUGUGAUUAAGUUGAGGCUCUUGAGAUAGAGGAUGAUCCUAGAUUAUCCGGUGCACCAGAUGCCAUCACAGGGAUUUUUUUCAGGUAAAGAGGGAGGCAAGAGAGUCGAGUGCUAUCAUGAAGAAAAAGGGGCUGCCUUAAAAGCUGGAUUCUUUCUGGAGUCUCCAGAAGGAAUCAGCCUUUGUGACACCUUGAUUUUAGCCUUGUAAAACUCAUUUUGGGCUUUGUGUGUGUGUGUGUGUGUGUGUGUGUGUGUGUGUGUGUGUGUGUGUGAUGGAGUCAUGCUUUGUUGCUUAGGCUGGAGUGCAGUGGUGCGAUCUCAGCUCACUGCAACCUCUGCCUCCUGGGUUCAAGCAACUCUUCUGCCUCACCCUCCCAAGUAGCUGGGACUACAGGCGUGCACCACCAUGCCUGGCUAAUUUUUUUUUUUUUUUUUUUUUUUAGCAGAGACAGGGUUUCACCAUAUUAGCCAAGCUCAUCUCAAACUCCUGACCUCUUGAUCUGCCUGCCUCAGUCUCCCAAAGUGCUAGGAUUACAGGCAUGAGCCACUGCGCCUGGCCUCAUUUUGGGCUUUUUAACCACCCAAACUGUAAGAAAAUAGGCAGGGCAUGGUGGCUUGUGCCUGUAAUGCCAGUGCUUUGGGAGGCCAAGGUGGGAUGAGUUUUUGAGGCUAUGAGUUUGUGACUAGUCUGGGCAAUAUAGCAAGACCCUAUUUCUACAAAAAAGAAAAAAAAGAAAAGGAAAAAUUGGUCAGGCUUGGUGGCACACGUCUAUAUCCCAGCUACUUGGGAGAUUGAGGUGGGAGGAUUGCUUGAGCCUGGGAGUUCGGGGCUGCAGUGAGCCAUGAUUGCACCACUGCACUCCAGCCUAGGCAACAGAGUAAGAUCCCGUGGCAAGAGAAAAUAGCAAAUUUAUGUCAUUUUACGUUUGCAGGCAUUCGUUACAGCAGAAAUGGGGAAUGGGUACAGUGAGAAACCUAUCAUCUGGGCCUGGAAACCCCCUCUGGGCAGGUCUCUAGCCUGGGGCCAACAGGAGUUGGAGCAGGGGCUUGGUGAGAGGCAGAUGGGGUCCCCAGCAUCCUGAUGGCCUUGCUGUGGCUUCUGGGGAUCCCUGCAGUGGUUCCUAUUGGGAUGCACUCAGGGUGGCUGGCAAAAUAUUAGGGAACUAUUAGGGAAAGUUAGAGGAUUAUAGUCUCGAACCUUUUGGAAGGCGGAAAAGUUUUGAUGUAAUGGGCUGAAGGCAGCCAGUUCAUUAUGUUAGAGUUUAAGUCACAGGGUGAAAGAUAGGGACAAUGAAGCUUCCGCAGUUGUCUGUUACCCCACACCCCUUUGUUUCUGCUCUGUUUGCUCAUGUAGACUUUGUGCUGGAUGGUCCUCUCGGGGGGAGGUCAAAGGGAGGGGAAUUACCUGUUAAUGGUGUUUACUCUGGGCCCUGGUACCUAAAGCUUUUAUCAUUCAUAAACCCACUCUUUUGUUUGUUUGUUUUUUGAGAUGGAGUUUCACUCUUGUUGCCCAGGCUGGAGUGCAAUGGUGUGAUCCAGGCUCACCCUCCACCUCCCGGGUCCAAGCAAUUCUGCCUCAGCCUCCCGCGUAGCUGGGAUUACAGGCGUGCACCACCACGCCCGGCUAAUUUUGUAUUUUUAGUAAGGACAGGGGUUUCUGCAUAUUGGUCAAGCUGGUCUCGAACUCCUGAUCUCAGGUGAUCUGCCCACCUCAGCCUCCUAAAUUGUUGGGAUGACAGAUGUGAGCCACCUCGCCCAGCCGUAAAACCACUCUUUCAACCAUGUUAAUUAUCCACAAGUGUGUUGACUUAGAACCUCUAUUAUUAGAUCUAUAUAGAAUAAAUGUGAGGACGUACAGGGAGUUAUGAUCAGUUGGCUGUAACUGCCCUCUGAAAGCAGCUGACAACCAUCCCUAGCCCUCUCAGGUCAGUACAUGUGAGUGCAUUCAUUCAUCCAUCACUGAGUCAGGGUCUGCAGGACAGACCUCUGCAGGUGGUGGUUGACGUCUCAGGUGGUGACUCCGACGUGAUCGAGAUCUCUGUUCCCUUAGAUCGUGGCACUUUGUUCCUUCCUAGACCUCCUGGAUACAAGGGGCCUGCACUUUAGAACCUAGAGCCCAGGAACAGCCCCAGUGGUUCCCUGUUACCUUCUGGAUGUCAGUCCUGCUACUGUGCACCUCUCCCCAACUCUUGGUACACAGUGGGAGUUCAGGGGCCGACUCCUUUGUACCACAUAACAACACGGGGGUCCAAGAGCCCAAGAGUUCAUGCAAUAUUCUCUUUAGGAUUUCAAGUCACAGUCAGUACUUCCAUCCUUUUUUUUUUUUUUGAGACGGAGUCUUGCUCUGUCGCCCAGGCUGGAGUGCAAUGGCACAAUCUCAGUUCACUGCAAUCUCUGCCUCCCAGGUUUAAGCGAUUCUCCUGACUCAGCCUCCUGAGUAGCUGGGAUUACAGGCCCCUGCCACCAUACCUGGCUUUAAAAAAAUUUUUUUUUUAAUUUUUAGUAGGGAUGGGGUUUCUCCAUGUUGGCCAGGCUGGUCUCGAUCUCCUGACCUCAGGUGAUCCUCCCACCUCAGCCUCCCAAAGUGCAGGGAUGCCAGACGUGAGCAACCACACUGGGCCUACUUCCAUCUUCUUAGCCACUUUACCCUGAAGUGAGACCAUGAGAUUAGGAACCUGUUUCAAUUCUGUUGAAAUUUCCCAACAGAGCUGGGGCUUUGUGAUUCAAAUAUGUUCAAAGAAGGAAGCGGAAAUGAGGGAUGGUAUCAAAAAAGGAGGCUCGAGGCCAGAUGCGGUGACUCACGCCUGUAAUCCCAGCACUUUGGGAGGCUGAGGUGGGCAGAUCGCCUGAGGCCAGGAGUUGGAGACCAGCCUGGCCAAUAUGGGGAAACCUCGUCUCUACCAAAAAAUAAAAAAAAUUGACCAGGCAGGGUGGUGCAUGCCUGUAAUCCCAGCUACUCAGGAGGCUGAGGCAGGGGAAUCACUGGAACCCAGGAGGCAGAGGUUGCAGUGAGCUGAGAUCAUACCACUGCACUCCAGCCUGGGUGACAGAAUGAGAUUCUAUCUCAAAAAAAAGGAGGCUCAGUAGUUUUUAGGGACUGCUGGCAUUUCCAAGCUAUAGGCAUUUUGCUUUGAGUCUUUUUCCGUCUUCAGAGUCAUCCUGAAGUGGAACCGGGAGGGGACUGAGUGGGUGGAGGGGGUGCUGGCGGGGAUGGCUGUCUGCUCUGCUGGAAAUGAGAGUCUGGGAGAUCAGUGUGGUGUUUCUGGAGUGAUUCUUAACCCCAGAUAUAGAGAGUGACACAAGGGCAUAAAUACGAUGAACAAUAACCUUCCCUGGUGUCCUUGUGUGAAGCAUUUGACCAUCUGGGCAAGGAUUGGGAGCGCCUGAGCUGACUGGUGCUUCCAUGAACAACACAGACUCACAGCCUGUGGUCCUGCAUUCGAAUCCUGGUUCUUCCACUUCUUUGCCGUGUGACCUUUGUCUACAAAAAAUAAAAAAAUUAGCUAGGCACAGUGGCAUGUGCCUGUAGCCCCAGCUACUUGGGAGGCUGAGGCAGGAAGAUCCCGUGAGCCCUGGGGUCAAGGCUGCAGUGAGCUAUGAUUGCACCACUGCACUCCAGCCUAGGCAACAGAGCCAGACCCUGAAGAAAGAAAGGAAAGGCAGGAGGGAAGAAGGAAGAAAGGAGGAAGGGAGGGAGGGAAGGAGGGAAGGAAGUGGGAGGGAAAGGAGUGGGGACAGAAGGAAGAAAGGAAGGAAGGAGGGAAGGAGGGAAAGAGGGAGGAAGGAAGUGGGGAAGGAAGGAGUGAAGGAAGGCAGAAGGGAAGAAGGAAGGAAAGAGGGAAGGAGGGAGAGAGGAAUGAGGGAGGGAGGCGGGAGGGAGGGAGUGGGGAGGGAGGGAAGGAAGAAGGAAAAAUGGAGGGAGGAAAGGAGAGAACAAGAAAGGAAGAAGGGAGGGAAGGAACAAGGAAAGAGGGAGGGAGGGAGAAAGGGAGGGAGGAAGGAAGGGAGAGAAAGGAUAGGAAGGGAUGGACCUUCAGAACUACUAAACAUCUCUUUCCUCAUCUAUAAAAAGAGAGAUAAAUCAUCAUAGUACCUUCCUCUAUGGUCACGGAGUGGAUUAAAUUAGACAAGGUUUGCAAAUCCCCUCACGCAUACCUGGCCCCCAAUUUAGUUCCUUGGGCUGUAGCUGAUAGAGGUUUAAAACCCCCAAACCGCUGUGUUGAAAUCUCUCACGUGGACAACCAGCCCACCGGCAGAGAAAGUCAUUUUUCCAUCCUGGGUAAACAGAGAAGAAUGAGGACCUGAGGCCAGGUUAGAGAGACCUCGCUCUGUGACCUUGGGAAGGCUUGUAACUUUUAACUUGAAUGCUAACGUCUGGUUCCCUCCGGUUAGGCGGUGGGUCAGAGGCCCAGCCGUCUUGAAGUUUCUGUUACCUUCAGUCGUUGGUUUAUUUGUUCAGCAAAUGUUUAUGGAGGGCCAGCACCAGGGGAGGGAUAAGAACUGGAGUUCUGGGAGGACGUGCAAAGAAACAAGUUCCGAGCUCCAGGGAAGAAAGAGGGCAUUGCCUCUCUCCGGGAAAAUGUUUCUUCUCAUACCUGGUUCAUUUCUUAAAUGGAAUGGCCCCCUUCACAUGAGUAUGGAGUUUAGUUACAAAGAGAAAACGCCUUCAUCACAUUGUCACCCUUAAAAGACAUUUAUUGAGAAGCUGGUUCAUAGACUUCUCGUCCGGAUUGUUAAUAGGCAAUCCAUCUGGGUUUUGGGAAGUUCAAGUGUCUAUAUUCCUUUUCCUUUCUUUCUUUCUUUUUCUUUUUUUUUGAGACAAAGUCACUCUGUCGUCCAGGCUUGAGUGCAGUGGUGUGAACUCAGCUCACUGCAACCUCGCCUCCCAGGUUCAAGCAAUUCUCCUGCCUCAGCCUCCCAGGUAGCUGGGAUUACAGGCACUCACCACCAUGCCCGGGUAAUUUUUUGUAUUUUUAGUAGAGACGGGGUUUCACCACGUUGGCCAGGCUGGUCUUGAACUUCUGUCCUCAGAUGACCUGCCCACCUCAGCCUCCCAAAGUGCUGGGAUGACAGGCAUGAACCACCACACCCAGCCAGUUCUGACUUGUAACCUGUGAUUUGACUUUUCCCAUCUGAAGUCUUUCCCUGCUGAUCUUGAGUUGUUGAAGGUGUUGCUUUUCUUCGUAGACAAUUAGAGCAGCGCAUGCACUGGGCUGUGGAUGAUGAUACUUUGAAGAUGUGCAAAUGAUUUGCAACCUCUGCUGCAGAAGUCAACCUUCUGAGAUGGUCUUCGGCUCAAUAAAUAAAGGACCUGCAAGAGAGGAUUUAUCUUGAGUAUUCCUUGGGGAGAGAAGCAAAGGGAAGAUGAAGGCUAGAUAACCAUUCUUUGCACACUUUGUGGAGGGUGGGUUCUCGCAGUGCCCUGCGGGGGCUUAAAGCGUCUUCACUGUUGCUCUAAGCCUCACAUUUUAAACAGAGCUGGAAAGGGACCCUGAUUGCUGGCCUGGGAUCCUUGUGUGCUAUAGGAAUUCACUGAGGGGGCCGAGGCUGAAGAGGUCUACUAGACGGUGGCACAGAAGCAGAUGGAAAUUUCUCUCUGGCUGGGCACAGUGCUGUAAUCCCAGCACUUUGGGAGGCUGAAGUGGGUGAAUCACCUGGGGUCAGGAGUUCAAGACCAGCCUGGGCAACAUGGUGAAACCCCACUCUGCUAAAAAUACAAAAAAUUAGUGGGGCAUGGUGGCAGGCACCUGUAAUCCCAGCUAUUUGGGAGGCUGAGGCAGGAGAAUUGCUUGAACCCAGGAGGCGGAGGUUGCAGUGAGCUGAGAUUGUGCCAUUGCAUUCCACCCUGGACAAAAAGAGUAAAACUCCGUCUCAGAAAAAAAAAAUAUGUAUAUAUAUGGUCAGGCGUGGUGGCUCAUGCCUGUAAUCCCAGCACUUUGGGAGGCUGAGGUGGGCAGAUCACCUGAGAUCAGGAGUUUGAGACCAGCCUGGCCAACAUGGUGAAACCCCGUCUAUACUAAAAAUACAAAAAUUAGCCAGGCAUGGCAGUGCAUGCCUGUACUCCCAGCUAUUCGGGAGGCUGAGGCAGGAGAAUCCCUUGAACCUGGGAGGCGGAGGUUGUGGUUAGCCGAGAUUGCACUAUUGCAUUCCAGCCUGGGCAACAAAGAGCAAAACUCCAUCUCAAAAAACAGAAAUCCAAAAAUAAAUUUAAAAAAAUUCUCUCUGAUUCUGCCUGCCUGCCAGGCUGGAAGCACCAUGAGGUCAAUAUCCACGAUGCCUUGUUGCUAUUGAAGUGGCCCCCAAAACAUGGCAGACCCUCAGCAAGCCUUGGACAGGCGGAUAUGCAUUCAAUUCAAUGUGUCUGCAAGGUGGGAGCUGAGUGGGAAUCGCAGGGCUUGGGUCUUAGGGAUGAUGGGAAACAGCAGGGUGACCGAGGGGAAGCCAGAGCAGUGGGCUGCUGGAGUCCCCAAAAGCUGUAAAUCAGGGUCUGAUGGACAGAAAGAUGGGCCCACUCAGCCAUUUCAGUGCCAUCCUCUUUGAUGAUUUCCCUCUGGCUUUGGCAAGGGUCUCAUUCACCAAGUGGCCCUCACCCUAGGGUGGGUCUGGAUAUUUCUGGGGACAUCCGUGGUGGCCCCACCUCGAGGUGGGGGUUGCUUGGCAUGGAGUGGGAUGCUCCUGAGCACCGCAGUGUGCAAGACAGCCCUACCCCAGACGAAGAUCCGGCUUCGAAUACCGCCAGUCCUGAGGCUGAGCAACCCUACUUUAAGGUAACAGCGGCUGGGUACGGUGGCUCACGCUUGUAAUCCCAGCACUGUGGGAGGCCGAGGCAUGUGGAUCACCUGAGGUCAGGAGUUCGAGAGCAGCCUGGCCAACAAGGAAAAACCCCGUCUGUACUAAAAAUACAGAAAAAUUAGCCAGGCAUUGUGGUGGUCACCUGUAACCCCAGCUACUCGGGAGGCUGAGGCAAGAGAACUGCUUGAACCUGGGAGUCGGAGGUUGCAGUGAGCUGAGAUUGUGCCACUGCACUCCAGCCUGGGUGACAGAGCGGGACUCUGUCUCAAAAAAGAAGCAAACAAAUAAACAAACAAAGAUAACAAUGAUGGGGGAAUUUUCCAACCCAGAGGCUGAGUCCGUGACUUAGAAAAUGGUCCCAGCAUUAACAGGUGUUGGAUUCGUGAGGAUAAAGGGAGAGGGGUGUCGCCUGUGACCCCACCCUGCCCCAGACAAACUGAUCUUCCCGCCAAAGCUCUAUUUGGCACAAGAAGUGUUUUUGUUGUUUCUUGCCGGGGGCAGCUCCCUGAUAAGCCUUGUGGAUUGUUCCAGAUCGCGUGGAUGGGGACAGGUUCCUACUCCGCGGCUGCCUGCCCUGACCCGGUGGCUUUCAGUCUGUGGGAGCGGAGACAGCUGUUUUGCAGUUGACUCUGCCCUGUGUAAAUGAGGUUAUGCAUGUUUUGGUUCACGAGGGGUCACUGAUUGUGCACUUUUCUUUUGUUGUUAGUCAAUUUAAUUUGUUACUAAUAAUAAAAUCCGGAACUUACCUGGCCCUGGAGUUCCAGGUCAUUUAGAAUGCUUGGUGGCAUGCGUGUCCUUUCCAAACACCAGCUCCUUUGGAAAACACAGGGGAUGGAGCGAAAUCCUCACCUGGGUUUGACUGGCAGUGGGGUGACAGCAUCAUCUUCUGAAAACUGAAUUUAGCUUAUUGCUAAAUAAGACAGCACAGGCUGGGUGCAGUGGCUCACAUCUGUAAUCCUAGCACUUUGGGAGGCCAAGGCGGGUGGAUCACGAGGUCAGGAGUUUGAGACCACCAGCCUGACCAACAGAGUGAAACCCUGUCUCUACUGAAAAUACAAAAAUUAGCCGGGAGUGGUGGCAGGCACCUGUAAUCCCAGCUACUCAGGAGGCUGAGGCACUAGAAUUGCUUGAACCUGGGAGGUGGAGGUUGCAGUGAACCAAGAUCGUGCCACUGCACUCCAACCUGGGUGACAGAGCGACACUCGGUCUAAAAAACAAAAAUUAACUGGGUCUGGUGGUGUGCGCCUGUAAUCCCAGUUACUGGAGAGGCUGAGGCAGGAGGAUCAGUUAAGCCUGGGAGGUCGAGGCUGCAGAGAGUUGUGAUAGGCAGCCUGGGUGACAGAGCACGACCUUGUCUCAAAUCAAAGCAAAGCAAAACACAACAAAACAUGAUUUUUAUGGAGUUGAGCUCAACGUUUGCAUACACAUAAAGAACCAAAGCUGGAGAUUUCAAAUAAAUAUCCGGCUUCUGCAGGCUGCCUGGAGUGAAGUGAAAGUGAGGCAUCAGUCACCCCGGCUGGAGUGCAGUGGCGUGAUCACAGCUCGUUACAGCCUUGACCUCCUGGGCACAAGCAGUCCUCCCACCUCAGCUUCCUGAGUUGCUGGGACCACUGGCGUGCGCCGCUAUGUCCAGCUAAUUUUAUUUAUUUAUUUAUUUAAUUGUUUGUUUAUUUAGGGAUGGAGUCUCUGUUGCCCAGGCUGGACUGCAGUGGCACAAUCUUGGUUCACUGCAACCUUCGCCUCCCAGGUUCAAGCAAUUCUAGUGCCUCAGCCUCCUGAGUAGCUGGAUCACAGGCAUGUGCCACCAUGCCCAGCUAAUUUUUGUAUCCCUAGGGAAGAUGGGGUUUUGCCAUGUUAUCUAGGCUGGUCUUGAGCUCCUGGGCUCAAGCGACCCACCCACCUGGGCCUCCCAAAGUGCUGGGAUUAUAGGUUCGAGCCACUGUACCCGGCUACAGCUGUUGUUUUCUCGCUGGCUUGAGAACUGUUUCUCUCAGGCUGGUCAAGGUUAUGACAAUGUGUGUGCUGUGUGCACGCGUGUGUGGUCAGAUUCCAUUUUUCUAAUGCAAAGUUUCUAUUUGGGUAUCUGCUGUUUAAUUUUUCAAGGAUUUUUUUUUCCCGGUUGCUAAGGAAAGUGCAUUAAAUUUUAUCUUUGCAUCCUGUAAAACUGUUUGUGAAUAAUACACAGCCAGAGGGAUGACUGGCUGAGAAAACAGAUAGGAAGGAAGUUGGGGGGGUGGUGCGGGGAUUUCUAUGAGACCCAAGAAACACCUUUGAUCUUUAGAUUUCAAAGUGGAAAACUCAAGGUGAGGUGGGAGCGGAAUUAGGAGUAAACCCAAGACCGACCGGGCAGUUCCUCCUGGCAGCCACAGAACGGUAACGUGGCAUGAGAUCAGUGAUCUCUCAGAGGGGCAUGUUGUCUUUCACUUAGAUGAGUUCCAAGAAGCAGAAGUUCGUGAGCCAAACACAAGGUGGUUUUCUGGGAGGUACAAGGGCUGGAAGGGGGGCCCGUUCUUACCCAUAAAUCCCUUUCCAUGCCCAAGGCCAAGCUCCUGUAACUCUUUUCUUUCUUUUCCUUCCUUCUUUCCUCCCUUCAUCCCUCCUUUCUUUCUUUCUCUUUCCCUUUCUUUCUUUCUCUUCCUUUCCCUCCCUCCCUCCUUUGUCUCUCACUCUUUCUCUUCCUUCCUUCCUUUCUUCCUUUCCUCUUUCUUCUUCCUUCCUUCCAUCCUUCAUCAGACAAGGUCUCACUCUGUCGCCCAGGCUAGAGUGCAAUAGCACGAUCACAGCUCACUGCAGCCUCAAACCCUGUGCUCAAGUGGUCCUCCCACCUCAGUCCCUCAAGUCGUUUUUAAACUUGUUUGUAGAGAUGGGUCUCACUAUAUUGCCCAGGCUUGCCUCAAACUUCUAGUCUCAAGGGAUUCUCCUGACAGCCUCCCAAAGUGCUGGGAUUACAGGCGUGAGCCUCUGCCCUGGCCUGCUCUUCUUUGUCUAGCCAGGCUAGGGGGACAUAAGUGGAGAGACUCAUAUUUAUUUGAGUUGCUUGCUUUAUUCUCUAUGUGAUAAUUUCCUUCUUUCCAACUUCCUCAUGCCCUCCUCAGCCUCCUCUUGGCUUCUGUGUGUGGGUAAAAGUGCUUCACUACACCUUAUGCUUUGGGUGUCAUUCAUUUUAUUUUUUUGUUUUGUUUUGUUUUGUUUUGAGAUGGAGUCUCACUCUCUUGCCCAGGCAACAGAGUACAGUGGCACCAUCUCAGCUCACUGCAACCUCCUCCUCCCAGGUUCAAGCGAUUCUCCUGCCUCAGCCUUCUGAGUAACUGGGAUUACAGGUGCCUGCCACCAUGCCCUGCUAAUGUUUGUAUUUUUAGUAGAGAUCGGGUUUCACCAUGCUGGCCAGGCUGGUCUCCAACUCCUGACGUCAGGUGAUCUGCCUGCCUCGGCCUCCCAAAGUGCUGGGGUGACAGGUAUGAGCCACCAUGCCCAGCUGUGGGUCUCAUUCAUUUUACUUGGAUCCCAAAUCCACUGGCGGUUCAGGUGCCCAAUCAUUCUCAGCGUUCUAUGAUCACAGGCCUCAGAGAGCAGUUCACCCAGUGGCCCUCAAAUUAUGGUUUCCGUAGGAGGCUAUUAAAACUUGAUUUCUGAGAGGAAAAUUGGGGAUUUUGUGUUUUCCCUUUUAGACUUGAGUGUUCUGUUACCGUGGGUGAGCUCUUCUAGAAACUUCCAAGCAGUUUCAAAGGGCAUUUAGGUGUCAUCAGGAAGUGUGGUUAUUUGAUGACAUUACAUUUGGGCUUUAGAAAAACAGCUUGUCUCCUGUUUUAUUUAUUCCUUGAUGGCUUUUUUUUUUUUUUUUUUGAGAUGGAGUCUCACUCAGCUGCCCAGGCUGGAGUGCAGUGGCGCAAUAUUUGCUCAUUGAAAACUCCUCCUUCCGGGUUCAAGCAAUUCUCGUGCCUCAGCUGGGAUUACAGGCGCCCGCCACAGUGGGGACAAACACCGUUUUCCCAAGAAUGCAUCAAAGGGCGGGGGGAACUACAGUUGCUUGGUGCACGCUUUGAAUUCCACCGUUUAAUCCUGAGGUCAGCAACCUUUUUGACACCAAAGGACUGGUUUCGUGGAAUGGAACACUGUCUCCAGAGACUGAGCGCAGUGGGGGUUGGGGGGGCGUUUUCGAGAUGAUUCCAAUGCGUUACAUUUACCUGCGCUUUUUAUUUCUAUUAUUAUUACAUUGUAAUAUAAAAUGAAAUAAUUAUACAGCUCACCAUAAUGUAGCAUCCGUGGGAGCCCUCAGCUUGUUUUCCUGCAAAUAGACGGUCCCAUCUGGCGGUGGUGGGAGACAGUGACAGAUCAUCAGGCAUUAGAGUCUCAUAAGGAGCGCGCAACCGGGAUCUCUCACAUGCGCAGUUCACAGUACGGUUCACGCAUGCGCAGUUCACAAUAGGGUUCUCGCUCCUACGCUGUUCAUCUGACAGGAGGCAGAGCUCUGGUGGCGACGUGAACAAUGUGAACAAUGAACCAUGUAGAUACAGAGGAAGCCUCCAUCGCUCGCCCGCUGCUCACCUGUGGCCCGGUUCCUGACUGCCUGGUUUGAAACUAGACUGGGCAACAUGGCAAAACCCCAUCUGUACAACAAAUACAAGAAUUAGCUGAGUGUGGAUCACAGGUGUGUGCCUGUAGUCCCAGCUACUUGAGAGUUUAAGGUGAGAGGAUGGAGUGAGCCUAAGAGGUUUAUUCUUUAAUGACUUUUUUUUUGUUUUAAGAUGGAGUCUCACUCUGCCGCCCAGGCUGGAGUGCAGUGGUGCAAUCUCUGUUCACUGAAACCUCCUCUUCCCGGGUUCAAGCAAUUCUCCUGCCUCAGCCUCCCAAGUAGCAGAGAUUACAGUGUGCCACCACACCCAGCUAAUGUUUGUAUUUUUUAGUAGAGACGGGGUUUCACCAUGUUGGCCAGGCUGGUCUUGAACUGCUGAUCGCAAGUGAUCCACCCGUCUUGGCCUCCCAAAGUGCUGGGAUGACAGGCGUGAGCCACCGCACCUGGCCUUCCUUUGACUCUUUGAGUUGUUUCCUUUUGGGAAAGAGGUGAAUGUGGGGUUGAUGGGAAUGUGGAGAGACUGGAUUCAGAUGCAAAUGCACACAUACCGGUGUCUGGCCAUGAUCUUCCGGGACUCAGCUGUGGGAUCCUGGAGGGCAUUUCUGCCUCCUGUGCAGCUGCAGUGAGUUAUGAUCGCACCCACUACACUCCAGCCUGGGUUACAGAAUGAGCCUCUGCCUCUCAAUUCCCUGGAUGGGAGGGGGAGGUGUGGGGAACCCCUAGUUGAAUCCAUCCAACCCUGUCUUCCCCAUGAAAUAUAGAAAGUUGUGAGUGAUGUUUUGUGCAUCGUCCUCUCCAGAACUCAAGUUAGCCCAAGGGGCCGCAAUGGUUACCUUCUGCAUAUAGGGAAACUGAGGCACAUAAAGCCGAGCCACGUGACCAGGAAGUAGCUGUGUCUGCUUGAAACUCAGGUCUGUCUGAUGCCAUGAUUUUUUUGCACUCCACAUGCUGAUGAUUGAAGCUGUGGCUCGCAGGUCUGAUGGGAGAGUCUCAGGCAGUGUCUCACUCUGUCACCCAGGCUGCAGUGCUGUCAUGGGAUCAUAGCUCACUGCAACUUUGACUAAUCCAUCCUCCUACCUCAGACUCCCAAGUAGCUGGGACUACAGGUGUCCACCACAAUGCCCUCCUAACUUUUGUAUUAUUUGUAGAGAUGGGGAGGUCUUGCCAUGUUGCCCAGGCUGGUCUUGAACUCCUGACCUCAAGUGAUCCUCUGGCCUCAGUGUCCCAAAGUGCUGGGAUUACUGGCAUGAGACAGCCACUGCAGGAGGCCAAGAGAGCAGAUUUGGACAAUGUAAAAUUUCUCUGGACUACUCCUACUGUCCCCAUCUUAGGCCUGGCUGCUGUGGGACUGACAGGCAUUGAGGCUGUCCAUCUCUUCCUUAGCUUGAUUGCAUAACAGAGAUGAGAAAGGAAGGUGAGAACUCAGUUAGAAAGUUGGCAUUUGGCUCUCUGGUUGUUCAAGGCAAGAAAGUAACACGUUGGCUUUUAUAGAAUAACCUUCUGAGGAAAUUAACAACCCAGGCAUUUCAGCCCCCUGUGAAUUUGCCAGGACCAUGGUAGCAAUUUGUAAUGAAAUGUUCUUGCAGGCCCAGUGCUGAGAUCUCUCUGUCUACCCUUUAGGCUGUGGAACAGUCUGUUCUAACCAUCAGGUUGUAUCUGGAGCUCAGAUACUGCCCGACACUCCGUAGGCGCUCAGAUCUGUUGACAGAGGCCACUAGAGGAUUCUAGAGGAUGGGACCAGCAACCGGAGGUGUUUUGCUGUCUAGUAAACUUUUUCUUUUCUUUGUUUUUUUGAGAUGGAGUUUCACUUUUGUCAGGCUGGAGUGCAGUGGUACAAUCUUGGCUCACUGUAACCUCCGUCUCCCGGAUUCAAGUGAUUCUCCUGCCUCAGCCUCCCAAGUAGCCAGUAUUACAUGCACCUCCCAUCACACCCAGAUAAUUUUUGUAUUUUUAGUAGAGAUGGAGUUUUAUUGUGUUGGCCAGGCUGGUCUCGAACUCCUGAUCUCAACUUAUCUGCCCACCUUGACCUCCCAAAGUGUUAGGAUUACAGGCGUGAGCCACCAUGCCCGGCUUUACCCAUCUUUCUUACACGAUGAUAUCCAGCAGCCAGUCUGAUAGAGAAGCAUCGUUUAUCUUUAUUUUCCUUCUUGCAUUUUCCCUGCAGAGGUGCCCGGGCUCAGUAGCAUAAAUCCAGGUGGAGCCAGGAAGUUCCAGGUGUCUGGGCUGUUUGCUCCCAUGGACAAAGAGCUGCAAAGUGGGGCUGAUUAGCCAGUGAAGUCUGAGGAUCCAGAGGAAAACUUACUCCUUUCUCUUGCUGAAAUACACAUGGGCAAGAAAUGGACCUCACCCCUAAUCAGAGAACUUCACACUUUUUUCUAAUAGAAUAGCAGUGUCUGAAGUGUAUACACAGGGAGUGCCCACCCUGGGUAAAGAAGGCCAUGAGGCUCCUGGCAUGGAGAUGACACACAGAGCCUCUCAUAACUUCUAGAAUGGAAAAUAACGCAGUCAUUCCAGGCCACGUGCUGUGGCUCACAGCUGUAAACCAGCAGAUUGGGAGGCCGAGGCGGGUCUAUCACCUGAAGUCAAGACUUCAAGUCCAGCCUGGCCAACAUGGUGAAAUCCUGUCUUUUCUAAAAAUACAAAAUAAAAUAAAAUUAGCUGAGCUUGGUGGUGGGCACCUGUAAUCCCUGCUACUCAGGAGGCUGAGGCAGGAGAAUUGUUGAACCUGGGAGGCAGAGGUUGCAGUGAGCGAGGAGCCUGUAAUCUCAGCUACUUGGGAGGCUAAGGCAGAAGAAUUCCUUGAACCUGGGAGGCAGAGGUUGCAGUGAGCCAAGAUUGCACCACUGCACUCCAGCUUGCACCCAGGAACAAAACUCUGUUCCCCCCGCCGGAAAAAAAAGAAAAAAGAAAUUAGAGCAGUCAUUCUGGCUUUUAGGAACCCACAGAAUCAGGAAAUAAGCUACAAGUUGUCUCCCUUUUGUCACGAUGGCAUUUGAAAUAGGUGCAUUUCUGUCUGACUUGUGAUUCUGUUUCAUGGUGCCCCUGCAGACAUUCAGUACGUCCUCAGGUGGACUCAUGUCCUUCAGGAGUUGAGGAAAUGUUCUCCAUUCCCUGUCUCUGUUCCUAGACUCUGCCAGCUCAUGCACGCAGCAGCUCCCAGGAAACCGUCAACCUGUGGGUGUUCAAAACCACCAUAUCCUUGUUACUGAAAAGCCAUCAGUCAUGUGAGCUGAACUUUCUUAUGGUUAAGACUGUCCCCAGGGAAACCCGCCUUGCAAUUCAGACCCUCGUCGGAGAUCAAGUCCAAACUCUCUCAUCCUGUUCCCACUUCCUUGUUUCCAAGGAGGCUGUGGUUCUCUCUCUCUCUGCCACUUGGAAAUUGUCAAAUUGUCAUGCCUAAUUCCAAAAAUGACACAGAAAACUUAAACACCUGGCUAAAUUUAAACAGAAAAAUAAGCCAAGAAUUCAAAGGCACAAGGCAUUUUCAGGAAGAGAGGGAGAGCUUUAGCAUUGUUUGAAGGGAUGAUCUUUUUUUCUUUGUUAUUAUACUUUAAGUCCUGGGGUACAUGUGCAGAUUGUGUAGGUUUGUUCCGUAGGUAUACAUGUGCCAUGGUGGUUUGCUGCAUCCAUCCCCCCGUCAUCCAUAUUAGGUAUUGUUCCUAAUGUAGCCCUCCCCAAUCCCUCCAACCCCUGCUAUUCCUCCCAUAGCCCCCCACCCCCAGACUGGCCCUGGUGUGUGAUGCUCCCCUCCCUACAUCCAUGUGUUCUCAUUGUUCAACACCCACUUAUGAGUGAGAACAUAUGGUGUUUGCUUUUCUGUUCUUGUGUCAAUUUGCUGAGAAUGAUGGUUCCAGCUUCAUCCAUGGCCCUGCAAAAACCAUGAACUCAUCCUUUUUUCUGGCUGCAUAGUAUUCCAUGGUGUAUAUAUACCACGAUUUUCUUCAUUUAGCCUAUCUUUGGUGGGCAUUUGGGUUGGUUCCAAGUCGUUGCUAUUGUGAACAGUGCUGCAAUAAACAUACGUGUGCAUGUGUCUUUAUAA
Molecule: messenger RNA, 58567 nt
Organism: Callithrix jacchus (white-tufted-ear marmoset)
Lineage: Eukaryota; Metazoa; Chordata; Mammalia; Primates; Cebidae
Source: RefSeq, a predicted model, not a curated record